Messenger RNA from Xyrichtys novacula (pearly razorfish), 47853 nucleotides. NCBI's taxonomy places the organism in Eukaryota, Metazoa, Chordata, Actinopteri, Labriformes, Labridae. The record is from the annotation of a GenBank genome assembly.
CUAUCUUCAGUUUGAGAUUCUCUAUCAGUCCUCCAGAAAACAUUUUCAUGUUUUGUUCUUUGUGUUGGUGUUGAGCCAAGACUUCAGUAGUAAACCUUGGAGUCUGUGGGUGGGUACAGUAAGAGUGGGCUGCACUGCGGAAAGAAAAAGCUUUGUUUGAAACACGGCUUUGACCCAGAUGUUAUGCUGCACUUUCUGAAAACUCUUCCUUGGGAAAACCUGAAGGCAUUUUUGAGGUUAGUGCCAGACUUGCUAAGAAUUGCUGUCUACUUCACAGGCACAUAAAAAAAGAGGAUAUUAUUCAGCCGGACGUUUAUUGACCGUUUGUUUUGCUGAUAGGUAGUUAGAGUCAGCAGUGAAUUGAGUUGCUGUAGAUUUGAGCCAAACAUUAGCACUAUUGGUAUGUUUUAUAUUACUAGACUGUAAGCAAGAGCCCGGUGUACACACUUUAAAAUUUUACGCCUUAUUGCUCUUUUGUUUUUGUAUUUUCAUUAGUUUAAAGUGACAUUUCCUCCAAAUUGUGCUCGUCUUUGCAUGACAUUGCAUUUUUUUUUUUACUUGUAGUAUGUAAUCAAGAAUUCUGUAGAUGCCACUAUAAAAGUACUCUUGUAUAUAGGAUUGUAAAUUGCCAAAUAGUUAUUUAUGCCACUACUAUUCUUCAUAAAUCUUGUUGUGAUUUAGGGUCAGAAUUUAACAUUUCAAUUUGAUUUUUACCCUUUAAAAUACAUCAGAAUUCUGUUUUUGCAUCAUUAUAUUGCCACAUAUUAGCGAGUUUGGUCUUAUUUAUUGCGUAUUUUUGCUUUUAAUUUUGUCAUAAAUGUUUAUAAAGUCUUUGCUUUUUAAUGUCUGUUUGUGUUUCCUGUAGCAAUGACAAAGCCUGUGCCAUAUUAAGGUUUUUGGCUACUUUGUGUUUGUUUUCUUCAAUUUGGUAGAUGUCUCUUCCACACUGCAGCUUUUUUAUACUUCCUUGCUGGUUUUUUACCACUUCUUCUCUCUCACUUCUUGCUGACCGGUCAUUGACUGCCAACUUGGAAUUCAGGUAUUGAAAAUGUCCACCAAAGCUAUCAGAAAAUAUAUUUUUUGUCAACAGAGAGAGUUGAAAUUAGAAACAGUAACCCUAAACUCUUUUCUAUUGAUUGUUUUGAUCAGUGGGAUUAAAGUUUCCCUUUUUUUCUUUUGUUGUCGCUGUUUUACGAUCUAGGCACGGAAGACAACAUUAACCUUUCCACUAACGUCUUUGCUCGUCUUUUUGCUGUUGUCUUCCGUGCCUAGAUCGUAAAACAGCGGUGCACCAUCAUUAUUGGUCCCUGGCAGCUGACUUCCAUUGUAGCUUUUUUUAUUUGCAUCCUUUUUUUUCACAGUGGGUAACUAUUUUUUUUCAUCGCUACUUUAUUGCGUCAUUGACUUCCAUUGCAGCUUUUCUUUUCUAUCUGCACUGUUUCUUAUUUUAUUUGCAGCAGACUUCAGUUUCUUUCUUUCUUUUUUUUUUUUUUUGGCAUUGUCAACUUCCAUCGUGACUUCUAUUGUUGCGUCAUUGUCUUCAAUUGCAGCUUUUUCUUUUUUUUUUCUAUCUGCACUGUUUCUUAUUUUAUUUGCAGUGGGCUUCAUUUUCUUUCUUUUUUUUUUGGCAUCGUCAACUUCCAUCGUGACUUUUAUUUUUUUGCAUCCUUUUUUUGUUGCAACAGUGUCGGUUCUCGGCCACCGUACAGCAGACCAGAAAACACUCUAAGGGGUUAAAAAUUGAAGAAGAAAAAAAAUCAAACCGAGAACUUGUUUACUGAAACAACCAGUUAAAUUGUCAACAAGUUGUCAAUAAAUUGUUCGAGCUCUGUAGAAAGUGCCUCAGUAGUGUGGUGACUAUAAUGAUGGUGCUCCUCCCCUGUUGCCUUAUUUAACUGUUUUUAAGUGCUUUGUGGAGGCCUAAAAUCCAAACUAAAACUCUCGGCUCUCCUUGGCAGUCUAGAUUUAUUUACACUUCUUUAUAAAUUAAGAUUAUUUUAUUGUCAUCAUUCCCACUCUUUUGUACUUCCCUCUAUCGGACAGUAUUCUCCCCCCUCCCCAAAAAAUGAGGAUAAUUUGAUGACACUCCCUGCCACUGGUAAUUUUUCAUUAUAUCGACUCUCCAGCAGAGACCGCGCCUGCGCUCCUGCUCCCUUCCGAACGAGGCUUCACCAAUCCUGGCUCUGGCUCCAUCCCCGGCUCGGCGUCUCACAGGCCAGUGCUAAUAAGUCGCCUAGCUGACUGUCCGGUAAUGGGGAAGUGAGAGGGAGCUGCCGCUGUCUGAAGAAGCCGAGAGGAAGUUGAGGAGUGACGGGAAGCAGUGCGCCGUGCCGGACCGGACCCCUCCAACAGAGACACCUCCUACAGUUGCUGUUGUUGAGUAGCCUAAAAAAGCGCAGAGUGAUGGAGAGAAAGGUAUGGAUGCUUAUGCUACCUUGUGUUACAUUAGCACGUUUGUUUUAUUCCACAUCACUUUGCCUCGCUCCGGAUCCGCAUCCACCAUUGGAACUAUCUUUUAUAUAUUUUCAUUAUCCUCUCGUAGGCGCGUUGCCAACCGGAUUAGUGCGCACUGGAGUUUUUUUUCUUGUCUAGCUGUAUUUUAUUGUGCAUGUAGAAAAAACCCACCAGGAUUAUUUCCCACCUCAUUGUGUGUGUUUAGGCUUAUUCCGUGGUGUAGUCGCAUGGUGCACAUUGUAUUUGAGAGGAUUUCGAGCAGGGGAGUGGGAUGUGGUUGAGAAUAUUUAAGGGGACUGUAGGCUACAGUAGCUCUCUCUCUCCUUCUCUCUCUCUCUCUCUCUCUCUCUCUCCUUCUCUCUCAGUCUGUCUGCAUCAUCACACAGCACACUGUAUAGUUGCAGCACCUCACCCCUCCACCUCCACCUCCCACCCCUCCCCGUUUUCCAGCCGACGCAGACACCAGCGCGGCUUGUUAACCUUGACUCGUGUGGGAAACAGACACUUGAGGAGGGGAUGCACGGUGAAGCCCUGUCCUCUUACCUCUUACGCAUGCCUUUAUUUGAUUCCUCUUUUCCCCUCCCUCCCUCCUUUCUUUCCCUACUAAACCCCCCCUCCUUGCCUCAUGUAGGACUCUUGGUGCCCCCCCCAUAAGUGUGCAACUGUCUCCUGGAUCAUAGAGGAGGAAAAAGUUUGGGUUUCAGUGUGAUAAUCUGCAGGCAUGGCUGUGGGUACACACAGCAGCAGGAGAGGAAUUUGGGGUGUCCAGUUAGAGCCAGAUCUACUUUUGCUGAUCCAGAGGAAAAUCAAAUUUUUAUACUCCAGCUGGAGCUCGCAGUGUUCCCCCUGCUCAGUGAGUGUUUCCUGUGCCUCAGGGAGAAGCCCGUAAUCUCAAUAUUAACAGUCGUUUCUCUUUGUUAUAAUCUGACAUUAUUCCUGAGAGUUAGAAGAGAGGAUUUUUAACACUCUUAUGCUUCAACCAGCAGACACUUAUCCUAAAAACUGGAAACACAAAGCAGCUAACCCGGUGUAAUUAUUGCCAAUUCGUACACAAAUAUAUUUCAUUAAUUAGUUUUUAAAUCAAAUGUCAAAAAAUCUGUUGUGAGGAUUUCAUGUCGCCACCAGCUGUAGACGACCCCUCCCAGUUAGUCUUAACAGUCAAUCUAGAUUUACGUUUAGUGUAAAGGCCUUCAAUUUACACAUCGAAGCACAUGAGGGGAAAAAUACUGAAAUGUUUUAUCAUUUUGGAGUUUGUUUCCGUUGAGCUGCUCGCAUUAGCUCAGGGCCAGGACGAUAUGCUUUUCUCCCAAUUCGAUUUUUUGGAUGCCAAUUUCGAUGAUAUUGUUGAUUUUCUCUUUAUUCAAGGUCCUUACACACUGUGAGCGUUUUUUACGUGCGAUUAUUUCGGACGUCGAUAUUUUUUCCGAAUCUGUAUCCUAUUAAUACAAGCCUUCACAUCAGCGACGUUUCCCGUCCUGUGAUAUUGCGGCAUUUAUUUUUUCGUAUCACGGUCAAAUUUUCUAAAGUUUCACAUACUGUGUGUCCACUUCUGACCAAUCACAUUUCAUGUAGUUGCGACGUCAGAUUCACGGUUUAUCCAACAUGGCCGACCAGCUGAUUGUUUACGUGUCGGAGAGCAGAGUACUUUUUGAUGAAAAACACAAAUAUUACAAAGAUAACGACCUAAAGGGUUAAGGUUAGGGCUCGUCUUUUUUCCCCUUCGAAAGUUGCAAAAUCGCAUCGCGCUUGAAGUGUAUAGUCAGGCUCCUCAAAAUUUCACCUCCAAAUAUUUUGUGAUUUUGCGUCGUAUUUUUACAUCGUUCCCGGUGUGUAAGGACCUUAACUCUGCAUUUUUUAACACCAGUGAAACUGUUGAAUGAUUAUGAUUGUCUACUGACUAUUUCAGGAACCAUAUGUCCCCCAAAAAUAUACAUCACAUGUAAGUCAGUUUUAAAAAUUUAUUCUUAUAUUUGAAAAAUCAACUUUUGAACAGAAAAAUCGAUCUAUAAAUUGUCAAACAAAAAAUCGCGAUACUUGCGUGAAUCGAUUUUUUCUUCCUCCCCCACUUGAUAGCGUAUCAAUCUUCUCAUCUGACACUCGGCAAAACUGUAUAAAGCUAAUUUUUACAGUAUUUUACUGUGCGAUUACUGUUAGCAUUAGGAUUAUCAAGGUUACUAGCAGCACUUGUAUUUCCUUCUUCUCAAUGAUGUCCGGUACUGUUUCCUUGAUUUUAAAUGUGUCGUGUUUUUAUCGUAUUAACAGUGUAAUUUUCCAAAAUGACGUCUUUUCUGCCAAAUUGUGGCGUUAAAGUCAGUUGAGUUUAAAUUUGCAGGAAACUUUUUCGACUGGUGUUUGUCCUCUGUGGCCUGAAUCCUCAUAUUUGACACUGAAUUCAUCGCUCGUUUUAAACGUUUUAAAAGGUUUCACUUCCUCUUUCUCUGCCUCUCUCUUUGUAACCUACUUUUCCUGCUCUUAUUCCAUGUACAUGACUGUUGAGUUACGAAGGCCUUGGUGACUCAGCUGCUUGCUGAUUUCAAAGGGCACAUCAGAUGCAAUUCAGUUUCAUGAUCGUGAUGCAAAAAAAACCUGACAGAGGUAUUUAAGUAGAAUAGGUGCACAAAAAAGUUACAUAACCGCGUUCAAUUCAUAAAAAAUCCUGCCUGUCUGCGUGCUUUCCAUAGAUUCAGUCCCUCAGCAGUCAUUACAUUAAUUUUUCCUGCGUGUGUAGGGAAUUUUUCCGAUUACAAUAUACAGUAAAUCUCCAUGUGAGGCAGCAGGAAUGUCCUACUUUCUCUGCUCUCUCUACAGCCUCUGCCUGCACCGUUUGAGCUAUUUGGUGACUAUUUUAAUUCUUUAUAGUCUAAAUACUAAAAGGCUUCAACUUAGCGUGUCCUGCAGAAGUGGUUGACUUUCGUUAGGACUGAAAAAGCUAAAUUUCAAACCCCAGUCUUCCCUGACCCGGUUGCUGGCACAGAUAUUCCUCUCUUGGUAUAAAAGAAAGGAGAACAGUCUUAUUAGUAUGCAAGGUGCCGUCACAGCUCCUGAGGUCUGAUAGAGGAUCACAGGAUCAGCUCCUUUUACAGUCUGCUGAAAGCUUGACCUUACUUUUUAAGGAAAGCUGCACAGGAACCCCCCCUCUCCUCACACUUAUUCAGCCCACUCACUCUGUUCAGUCAUGUUUGAAAUUUAGUUUCACUGACUCAUCGGGGUUGAUCUAUGUAUCAGCAAGCACAGACUUUAUCAAACCUUAUUUUUUUAUAAGUGUUCCUCCACUAAAAGUGAGAUAAAUUCAUUAAACUGGAUGCGAUACACGUUUGGCUCUGCUUCCUGGAUAUCAGGUCGCCCAAUUAAAUGUUCCCUGGCUCUGUGUUUUGUGUUAUUUGUGGGAUAAAUGGACAAUAGAGCACUUCCUUUUUUUUUGGCUGGUGAGGAAUUUGCUGGCUCCACAGCGGAAACAAAUGAGCCAACAGGAAAACUUAAAAAACUAUUCAUGUCACUUUCAAUAUGAGAGUUUGAAUGAGUUGUGAGCGCAUGAAUACUGGAUCGAGAUAAAAGUCUGCAGCUGCAAUUUUGAAAGAUUACACUGUUUUAAAAGCAGCAUUACAAGAACAUUAAAUGAACUGCUCAUGAAAUGUGAAGAUUUGCUUUUUUAUUUUGAUAUUUUUCAGGUUUACAAAGUGUUUUUUUUUUGCCUCUUUUUCCUUUAAAUCUGUUAUAAUAGAGGAAAUAAAGCAGAAUCAGUUCUGAUCCAAUACAUGUCACCACUUCUACCAUUUAAACUAAACUAAUACUGCAGCAAAGUGAUGCAGUGUUAUAGCCAGACACAGUCCUUGAUAAUGUAAGCCACACUGCCGCUUAUAGACAUGCAGCUCCAGCACAUCCUAUGUAGCUAUAGAUUAUAUUUAUAGCCGCUCUACUGAGGAUGAAUUUUACCCAAUUUGCAGCCUAUAAAUACCACUUUAACACCGCCCUCUGAACCUCCUCUGUGUCAUUUCCACGCUGAGAUUAUACAUUUUUAUGGUUUAAAUCUGGCUCUCUGUAACCUAAUUAACGCGUACCUCUUCCUGCCUACCAGCAGGUUAUGACUGUUUUUUUUUUAAUCACUGUUAUCCCACCUUCAGCACUUUUUCUUCUAGCUGCACAUUAAACUCAUUCAUAAUGUAGAGUUUGCCGACUAAUGAGAUUGUGCGUUCGACUCAGAGACAAACUGUCUGGGUCCUAAUGGUGCUACAGUUCACUGAGCGGCUGGUUGACCCAUUUAGAUGUUUAACGCUCAAUACUGCACCAAAGUCUGCUGGAGAGAGGACGUUUAAAGCUUCAAUGUGACCCAAUAUAACACAUCCAGAGAUAACACAGCUCACAAUUGAACAUUUAUACAGCUUUUCGUGUUUUUGCAGCAAUUCAAGAUGUUUUCCAAUAUGUUUUCUUUUUCUAAAUCAGUUUUUUGCUGAAAAAUUAAGAAAAAUUGAGUAUAAAAGUCCCAGUACACCUCAGGUAGUCUGCAUGAUGGAGGUGGAUGUUUUUUUGGUCUUGGCCUAUUAUCAGAGUAUCAUCUCAGGGGUGUAAAAGGACACGUAUUCGUACUGAACUGAAUGCGUGCAAAACAAAAAGUAGAUGAAAUUGGAGUUCCUGCACAGACAAUAGCAGAUGAUUGUAUUCAGUUGUUGAAAACGCUUGAUUUAAAGCAUGAUAGGUGAUAGAGCCCUGAGAUGAAACUCCACAUUUCAGCACAGCAGUAAAGUCAUACCAGUCCUUAGAUGAGCAAACAAAAGGUGCUGUUGUGCACAUCUUAUCUGACAGAUGGGAGGAUUUGCAUACUGAGCCGAAACCUUGGUUGACUUCAAAACCAAAGUACAUAACAAACUGUGAUUUUUGUGUACCAUUACACCACUAACCAGCCUCUUAUUUUUAUAGAUGGCUGAUAAAUUUGAUUAAUUGAAAAUUGUGCUACUUUGGCUCCACUGGGUCUACCUCUCUUCAUCUGUUGUUACCACAGACUGUAUAGUAAGUGGGCAUAGUGUCACCCCUUUGUUUCUUAAGUGGAGAUAUACCCUGAAUUUCCACCGCAUCCAGAACAGCUGAGAUUUUUGCCGCCUGGCAAUUCCUACCAGAUCCAGUUUUGAGACGAAUUUCGUGGCAAAUUACGGACAGCUGUAAUCGAGGAGACCUCACAAGAACCCGCAGAUUUACGUGCAAUUGCGCGAUAACGAGUUGUCUUUAGCCCCAUAGGCUAAACAUAUUAGCAGUAGAUUAUGUCCCUCUAGAGGAGGAAAUCUACCUCUAGACUUAUUAAAUCAGCAUCUCCUCAUCCAUGGUGUCAUUGUUAUUUUGUGUCUGUGCCCGACUUCCUUUCUAGCACGGGUUAAUAUGUGCUGAAUUUAUCUGGCAUGCUUCAGCGUCCGGAAAAAAAUAGAACUUGUGGGAUCAGUUGCGAAGUUUGGCGGUCCACAACGUAACUGAAAGAAGCCGAUGGAAAUUGACACAUUAACUUGAAUGGUAAUGAUCAGCUAUGAUCGGCGGAUAUGGCCUUUUCGUAGCCGUUCUGGAUGCGGUGGAAAUUGGGGUACCUCCAUGAACAUAGCUACGAUGUGCCUGCUAGUCAAGUCUGAUUCCUCAGUAUUGUAAGCUUAAUAUCUUUUAAACAAAUGUGUUACAAAAAAUUCACCCCCUGCUAAGUGGGUGCUAGGAAACCAUGAGCUAUUGUAUUAACCCCUUUUCUUUUUAAAUGGGCUGUAAACAUGUUUAUUUUUGCUCUAAAAACCGUUAUCCUUGGCUUAGUGUGUAUGUGGUUUUUGGUGCUACGGCAAACAGCCUCAAGUGGACACUCAGGGAACUGCAGUUUUUAGCAUUUCUGCAUCGACUUCGUUUCUCAAAACCACAAGUUUCUGCUUGAGACUGAGCCGUGAGGUCAUUCACAUUAAGUCUGUAAGGUCUAAAAAUUUUCCCUUGCUGUUUCGGUGAUUUGGAUUUAAUUUGCGACACAAAAAUGUACUUUUCAAUCAUUCCUCUGCUGAUCUGAUAUGCAGACAUGGUGGCAGUUCAUUUUUCAGGCCCUCACCUCUCCUCCUCCUCCUCCUCCUCCUCCUCCUUCUCCUCCCUUUCUCCCCUGUCUUGAUUUCCAUCUCUUGGAUUUUGAGUCGCCUCGCUUCGGCCCUCCACAUACCAAUCCUGCCCUCGUUCUGUCGGCUCGCUCUCCCGUCCCGCUCGGGCAGAGUGGUGCUGAAAGAUCAGGGCUAAUACUUCUCUGGGAUGAAGGAGGAGUGAGGUAUUAUUUCGUAGGUUUGAUAUUUCAUGGAGUUUUAUGUGAUAGCUGGCUCGGUUUAACUCAUGGAAAGUGACUGUUAUUCACUGUAGAUCUGUGUCAAAGUUGACCUCGGCGCCCUCUGUGCUGACUAACACAUCAGACUGAGGCCUUUUCUUUCUCUGAAAAGUAAAAAAAAAAUAGUUCUUUUCACUUCUGGAGCAGCUCCUCGCUCGGCUCACCACCAGCUGCUCCAGUUUUUGAAGUCACUGCAGUCUGCAGUCGCCUUCGCUCGAUUGGCUAUACGCUUUGGAUGCAAGGCAGAUUAUGCCGUUGUCAUGACUACAGCAAACAGGAAAUGCCCCGAAGCAGGUAAACGCUCCGGGCCUUGUUCCGGUGUGUUGCUCGUCACUCGUCUCGUCUUUCCAUCUGCUCCCAUAAUGCCUCCUUCUAUUUCUUUUGGACCGCCGAAGAGCUGAACUAUAAAAAUACUUUGUGCCAGACAAACUCUGAAAUACAGUUCUGCUUCUCCUCAAACUUAGAUCCUUAUGUUAGGUUUUUAAAUUAGCAUAGCUGCUUUGUCCAACUUUAUUUAUUCCCCUGCACCAAAAAUAUGACCAGAUGCCCUUUUAUUUCCAUUCACCAUGGGAUCCCUCUCUUUUUUUCUGUACUUUCCUCUUCAUUACUCAUGCCUGGCUGCAACAAAUCAGCCCCCGAAAUGUACUUCUCCACUCCUUAAUCCCCCCUCUGUGAAGGUGCAGGUUUGUGUGCUUUUGUGCAAUCUCUUUGAAGGCGAGCGACGGCCAUUGAGUAGCUUUAAAGCAGCUUGAGCUGGGUUUUGUGUGCGGCUCUUAAACAGAAUUGCAAGAAAAAAAGCGAGAGAAAGAGAGAGAGAGGCCCAGCAGUGGGAGGGAAUCAGACUCCACUCCAUGCCUUCACUAGAGUCCAUAUUCCCCCCUCGUGCACCCCAUCUGUCUGUGACAAUAUUGUCGAGGCGGGCAGGUUCCUGGUUUCUGGUAUGUAAAUGUUACCGCAGGGAGCUGCACGUUGUACAUCAGCACCAAAUAAAUUCUCAUUCUUGUAUCCUUUCAGCCCCUCCUUUUCCUACCUCUUCCGCACAACAUGCUGAAAAAAGCCAGAAAAUCAGCUUUGUAUUGAUUUUUCUACCUUGGAUUCCAGGUUUCGCUCAGCCUGCUGAGUUGGAAACGAUUUUUAAAAAAACAGUGGUUGUAAAGGUAUCGCAUGGUCGACUGCAAUAUCUUUUCGUUUUCUUGUGAUUGGAAAAGCCAGCAGAUCUCCAGUUGUUUAAGCUGAAGACCAUUGCAGACUUGAAAGAGGAGAUUUCCCCUCUGAGUUUGUUGUAGGAGUGUUGCUGUUAUAAGCUUAUGCAAAGUUUGGAUAUAUAACACAAGAGAUUACUCGGUUUUUGGUUUCUCUCCUGGCUUUCCCAAAAGUUUUGGAGUAGGUGGGGUUCUGUCAGACUGAACUGGCAUAAAAUUAAUUUAGGGUCAAACACACCGUAACACCGAGUGAGACACCCCCUCGACAGAUGAAUGUUGCCGACCGCUUGCUUCUCUAGUUAUACCAACUUUAGUAACGACCGCAGGAUAGCAAUACACAGCGGUCUGAGGAGCCAUAAACAAACCUCAACCAAAGCGCCACUCUAUAGCCACAAAUAAUGCUCAGAACAGCACCUAACUUCAUCAACAGGACAUAUAGGGUCCUAGCCACAGCACGAGCCAUCAAACAUCUUUUUAACUUUGCCUAAUUUCUUAAAAAAAGAGACUAAACUCAACUCACCUACUCUCUUCCAGCAGCCGCUUGUUUGUAGUGAGACCUCAGGCCAGUCCAUUACGGACUGCUGCGGGAGCACGCAGCUCAAGGAAGAACAUUUAUGAUAAUUUCUUUAUCAUUUACUUGAAGUAAUAACCAUCAUAUUAAUCAUUUUGCACUGCAGACACAGUGGUUCUUCUGCCUUAGUGUUUCGAUGUUCAUAAAUGUUCUUCCUUGAGCUGCGUCACCCCGCUGCAGUCCGUAAUGGACUGGUCUGAGGUCUCGCUACAAACAAGCGGCUGCUGGAACGGAGUAGGUGAGUUGUGUUUAGUCUCUUUGUAAAAGAAAUUAGGCAAAGUUAAAAAGAUGUUUGGUGGCUAGUGCUGUGGCUGGGACCCUAUAUGUACUGUUGAUGAAGUUAGGUGCUGUUCUGAGCAUUAUUUGUGGCUAUAGAGUGGCGUUUUAGUUGAGGUUUGUUGAUGGCUUCUCGGACCACUGUGUAUUACUAUCGCUACUAAAUUUGGUAUAACUAGAGAAGCAAGUGGUCAGCAACAUUCAUCUCUCGAGGGGUGUUUAAGUCAGUGUUACGGUGUGUUUGACCCUAAAUUUAUUUUAUGUUGAAAUAUUCCUUUAAUGUCCUUUACUUGUGAUCUGUUCACAGAUGUUGCUUUCAGAAAAUGUUACAACACCAAACUCAGUCAAACUCAGUCCCUCCAGACUUUAUGCCUCCCCUGCACAUUUCAGGGACACCCCUGUCGAAAAUCUGGACACACCCCUGUUCUCAGCAAAUUCUUUGUAUUUGUCUGUUUUAUAUCAACACUAAAAGAAUAUUUGUUUGUAUUUGUUAAAAAAAAAAGUCAAAUGAGGAUAUCUGUGGGAUGUUACAGUCCUGAGAAAGGCUUUGGAAGUGAAUUGGAAGUGUUCAGCGUUUCAUACUUUUAGGGUACUCAGUCAGCAUUGUUUAACAGAUCCUGCCAUGCUCUGCAAAGUAAUGAGUGCCAGUGAUGCAUAAUGUGAUAUAUGAUGCUUGACUCUUGCUGUGAGCUCUUUGUCCCCCUCUUGUGGUCAAAUUAGGAAGUAUUUUAAACUCCCAGACAGAUGCUGUGGAUGUAAAAUUGAUUGAGCAGCAGAGAGAGAUUCAUUCGUGGAAAAUAAAUAAUUAUAAUAAAAAUUCAAAUAUCUUCAUGACUCGUGUUAGUCAUUGAUGCAGUCAGGCCCUGGUCAUACACUCCUCCUUUUAUUCAAAGAGUCACCCCACCCUACCUGGUUGUUUGCUCCCCCUGUUGGUCAUGUAUAAUACUGCUCCUCCCUUACCCCCUGUCAUCCCCCCACUACCCCCUGUCUGCUCCACACUGGGACAUUACCAUUUGGUGAGACUGACUGGCUUUGGUGAGGGAGACGGUGGGGGUCCUGCAGGGGGUACUCCUGCGCUCAAGGCUCUCCUUUGCAGCGCCGAGGCAGCUGGAUCUCUUUGUUACGGUUAAACCUGUGUGAAGCUCAGAGCGAGGGGGACAUUGACUCAAUACCAGAAUCUAGACUGAACCUGGCAUGGAAUUCAGACACACACACACUGAAAGCUUGUGGAUUUGAUAUAUUUAAAGCCUACGUCAUGUGUUACAUAAUGCGAGGUUAAUCUAAUGUAUAGCUCCAGUGUGGAUGAGUAUUUUUCCAGUGGUUGCCUGCAGGGAGGAUACGGAUGGAUCGAGGCAGCAGCGAGAGAUUUUGCAGAGCAGCUUUGGGUUUCUUCGCUCCUCAGAGACUGGAUUAAUGCUUGGUGCAGUACGCUUAGAGCAACAGCAGGUGGCACCAGCAAGUAAACUAAAGCUGCAACAAAUAGUCGGGUCAGUUUCCUCAUCAAUAAGCCGUUUCCAAUAAGCAGGAAUUUAGAGGUGAUAUAUUUGACCUUGGAUUGCUUUCUUUUCAAGGUUUCAGAAAUUUUUCGAGGAGCAGUUUUGCCUUAAAGUUUGAUGUAACAGAUGAUAUGAUUGCAUAAAAACAGCUUGGAUCCUUUAAGACGUCUCUGAGGGAUAAUGCAUCCCUCAAAAGGUCAGGACCUUUGGCCUCUAGGUCACAAUCCCACCAACCAGCUGUCCACACAAUAACAGUUUUCAUGUCAGUUUUAAUAAGAGCUGAAGCUCCUCUGCUGCACGUUUUACCGACUGAGCUUGUCUGAGUGUGGGGAUAAAUGAAGGACAGUUUUUACGCAUCAAACUUUGAGACUCUCGAGGCUUACUUUCUUCCCUCUCAACGCUUCCCUUAUGUUUUCACACCAGCGUGACAGAGGAAGAAGGAAACAAUGACAGUGAUAAUUUGCUGUCAUAUGUCACAAGCCAAGCCCCCUUUUCGAAUCUGCCCCACUUCGCCUCCUUUGUCAUUCAAAUAACCUCAUGAAUAUUUCACCGGUCUGAUCUUACGGGUGGAAGGAGGGAGGGAGGAGGAGUAAAAAAACGGCUGGAGGAGAGGAGGACAUGAAAGAGUCGUAAUAUUCAAGUAGCUUGGUUUUAGUCUGAGUAAUGACCUCAUCAUGCCGUAAAAACUACGCUUGUGAUUUGGGUCAUGAGCGGCGGUGGCUGGUGUAUUUUUCUCUGACAAAGAGGGCCAUAACCAAAUGAGAAAUAAACUUUACAUAUAUAUAAGGUGUAAAAAUGUAAUACAAAAGAAUAUUUAGUUAGAGUGAAUCACUUUUACGUGUACUUGGUCAGCUGAGUGAGCGUUCGUAUUUGUGUCUAUAGUGAGUGAUGCAAGUCUAGAGUAAGAGCUCGGAUGUCCAUGACAGCUUCAAAUAGAAACUUUGGCGCAAUAUAACAGAUGGGCUCCGUUGUACCCAAAGGCUGUAUGAAACAUGGAGGUAGUCAUAGUAACGUCACCUGUGUGAGGCCAAAUUGUGGAAAUCGCCAUAAUGGAAACACCAACGCCAUGACUUCUGGUUGACCUAGACUGAUGCAAGCAGCUUUCAACCCCACCGCAGCCCAAAUUAUUGUUAAUUAUAGAUCAGUCCAAGCUUUAAAUUCAUCAUAACAGAUGAGUUAUUUAAAAAAAAAAAACUCCUUUUAUAAAUGAAAAUAUUAGCCACAGGAACCUAAGCAUUAAACAUAUUUAUGUUGUAAAAAAUGUGUUAUUGGGCAAAAUCAUCUUGCAAAGCUUACAGCUGAUACUGUUGUCAGGGUAUGACCUGACCAACAAACGCCAUUAUAGGAGAAAGAGGCGGGGCUGCAGACAGGAUUAAAUUGUGCGGCUGAUACUUUUUUAGCUUUCUGGAGAGCACUAAUUUUCUUCACAGAAAUGUCAAGAAUCACCUGCUGAGCCUGCCUCAUGACAUUUACUUCUUGGCAAUUGCACGUGUUUCUCUGAGAGUUUCUGCCCCUACCAAACAAGAUUUAUGAGGUUUUGCCCAAAUUAAUAAAAUGUAAUACACCUUAUGUCAUGGAUACGUGAAGCAGCCUGUCUACAGAGUGUUUAAACAUGGAUAUCAACAGGGUUUCUUCGGCUCUUGGAGACAGCCUCAAGUGGGCACUGUAGGAACUGCAGUUUUUGCACUUCAGUAUUUGUUUUGUUUUUUAACACCAAAGCUGCAACUGGGCUCUGCUGGCACUGAGUGCUGACCUCCAAUGUUAGAAUAUAAAGGUAGUGGGAAAGCGCAAAAAUCUGGCAUUAUUUGACCGUCCACUAGAGUGUCACUCUUGAUCAGGUUUGGUCACAGAAACCGGUUAGGCUUGAAAAGACAAUUUCCAUUUUGUACACUGUGAAGGUCAACCUCAAUUUUGUCACUGUGCCUCUUGUUAAGUCAACCAAAAAGAAAGAUGAAAAAGGAAAAUAAGUAUUUCUGAGAUGUGGGUACUUGAGUUUAGAACUGCGCUACAGACACCAAUGGGUGAUUGUCAAAGACUGUAUGAUAACUGGAUGUAGCAUCCAAGACAUCAGACAUUUGUCUCUAAAGUGGCAUUUUAAAGCCUAUUGGCGGCUGACUCAACCUGACUUUUAGUCAGCCUAUCAAAGGGGGGCUUUAAGCCUUUUUACAAAUCACUAUAGUGUGCCGCCUGUCAGUUGAAUCAGCUGUGUUUCUGAUCCACCAAUCGUGUAACCUUAAUAACUUUGAAAUAAACAUGAUACAAAACGUCUAUGCUGGUUUCAUGGAAGCCCUGAGCUAGCCUGCCUCAAGUGGGCACUCAGGGAACUGCAGUUUUUACCAUUUCGUCAUGGCUUUUUGGUAACGUCACUGUAACUAAGUCAAUUUUUAUAUAGUCCUUGACCACGUUGAUUCAUGCCCCACCCUUUAUUAACUGACUGUAUUCCUCUGCCGACUGGUGGUGCAUAUUGUGUUUGGGGCGCAUUCUUCCUUUGCCUCUCAAAUCUCCUGUCCCUAAUACUGGAGAGGAGCAAGUGCACAUGUUUAACUUAUAACAUGAUGUUAUGUUCAUAUCAAAUUGUUUUUGAAGGACUUUGUUUUGCAAAGGUCUAGGGAUGCACUGAUCAGAUAUUUGAUAUCGGUAUCGCUCCCAAUACUGAAGAAAAUUCUAGAUCAGGUAUCGUGACAAUGGGCCAGAUGCAUAGGGGCCAAUCUAUUCAGUCUAACUCUAUGCUAUGUGCCGUGAGUGGCAUCCACAAGUAAAGACGAUGAUUGAAUGCCUACACUGUUUUCAAAAUUAAGUGAGCAAAAGGGGUCUGCUGUCUUGAACUUUAUCUCAAUACCUCAGCCUACAACCUCGAUGGCCACUUGCAAUACCUGCGCAGUAAACAUUCCGAAGGGCAGUGGUAAAAGUUCAGGUUACAACAAAAGGUAAUUCAGCACGGAUUUUCUAUAUCAGAAAUGGAUCCAUAUCGGCUGAUAGUAAACUGUAGAUAUCUGGAUUAGUAUUGGAGGUGAAAAAAGCAGAUCGGUGCAUCCCUACAAAGGUCUGCUGUUUUCUUGCGGGGGAGUGUCGAUGCACAUAAAACCAUUUAUUUUCUAGAAUUUUUCUUGCUUCAGUUGUCAGCAACCCGUCAAAAAAAAAGAAAACUCUUCCUGCAGGAAACCCCAGCAGAGCCUAAUUACACGUGUCAAGUAACACAGUCACCUUGCUGUGCCGUCCAGUCUGCUUGUUUGCCUACACAGUCACCACAGCCUGAGUGAGUUCAGCCUUCAGGCCAGCCAGUGGGUGAAAGGUAAAGCUAAUGAGGUGAGUGGAGGAAACACUCCUAACCUAUGAAUGCACUCUGACAAAGGCCAGCGCGGAAACACAGGAAGUGAAGGUGCUCUUGACGUGGCCCCUUCGGCUUUGUGAAGUGGCUUUAGAGCACAUUAGUUCCCUGAGUGUGAGGGGCAUUUGCUUCUCAAACACUUGAUGUAAUUUCUCGGACUUGAGUGGCUUGAGUGGAGACUAACACCGACACUGUCCUCUUUCUGCUCAUCAUGAGUGUCCGGUUUUAACGUGUGGCCCCUUUAAGAGCCCCUUUUUUUGAGAAUGAGCCGAGCUGUGUGUGCUUGUUCUGACCGUGGCCUCUGUUGGUCACCAGUGGGGGAGGAGGGGAAGGGGAAGGGUUAGCUGACUAUAACGUCCCCAGCCCCCCUUUCAAAACCAAACCAAACGGCAGCCUCACUUCUCUGCUCCACAUGCCCUUAUCUACCAAUGGAAUGCAACAGCUGUGCGGGGGAGCGGCAGGGUGGGCUGGCUGAAACCCCCCUGACAGACCCCCGCGCAGACACCCCCCACCACCCACCACCUCCUCCUCCUCCUCACCCCCCAACUCCAACCUCCAAGCGACGUGCCGGGCUCCUGAAAGGCAGCUCAACUAAAAAAGUGAGCUAGACACAGUGAGAGACUCGGCGGGGCUGCUCGCUGCUGCACAUUCAAAAUAGAGCCAGAGAGGGAGGGUAGAGAGAGAGAGAGAGAGCAAGCAGGAGGAGAGAGAGAGAGAGAGAGAAGGAGAGUCAGGGACAGGCAGUGCUGAAAAGGAGAGCACAAAGAGAAGGAAAGUGGAGCAGGGGAGGGGAACAGGAGGCUGGGUUGAAGGGAGAGGGAGAGACAAAAGAAGGAGAGAGGGGAGACGUAGCAGAGGGUGAACGGAGGGGACUCGAGCAAAUGGCUACGGAGGAGACGGCGGGGGGAGCCAGGAAAGCCACCAAGAGCAAACUGUUUGAGUUCCUGGUCCAUGGAGUGGUGAGUGGCGCUGUCCGUCAUUCCCUGGCAUGCAUCUAUGUGUGUGUGUUCAAUGUGUGUGCAUGAGUCGGCGCAGCAGCAGCAGUGGCGGCAGCAGCAGCAGCAGCAGCAGCGGUCUGUGUGUGAGAGAUAGCUGGGUAAAGCUGGCCAUGUGAAGGUUAUUUCCAGCCCCCCCUCCCCAACCCCCUCCUCCUCCUCCUCCUCCUCUUCCUCUCCGGAUCACAGCCUGUUAGGGGAGAGAAGAAGAAGAAGAAGAAGAAGUGAAGCAGCAUGGAUGGAGGGAUGGAGCUGUGCAGGAGGAGGAGGAGGAUGGGGAGCAGAGGAUUUCUAAGACAUAAAGAAGGAUAAAUGUAGGAGUAAAAAAAAAAAAAAAAGCAGCCAGCUCCCUGUUCAGCUCAGAGAGGAGCAGAAAGCCUUUCUGGGAGUCACAGACAGCAACACAACAACACAGAGUGAGCAGCCUGAGCAGGCUCUCAGGCAGCGUGUCUUUGCUCGGUGGAAGGAUUUGAACCUGUAAGGUCACGAGACAAACGGACGUAGUAGUAGUGUAGACGACAGAGACGAGGCAGACGGCCAAAUCCUGGAAAUCAUGCAGAACAAUUGCCCCAUUCAUGUGCAGCUAGCAUGAAAUGUCAAGUCAAGUGUGGCUCAUGGUUAGAGGUUAGGCAAGUAUUAGUACAAGGCUCGUUCUUGAUAUUUACAACAGCGAUUUGUUUUGGUUAUGAGCCGAAAGAACGAAGAGGGUUCAGGAUCACGUUUUGGUCAGUGACACUUGAUUUUGGAGGAGGUUUAGGAGAUGUGACUUUGACAUUGACUCAUCGACUGAUCAGGGAAAUUAUGACACUGAGUCCUAAUAUUUAUUUUCUUAAGUUUCUGAGAAGAAGUUAUAUCACUGUCUCCGUUUGUUUCAAUCUUACAUCUUUUCAUCUGUCAUGUCAUCUUUAUGGAAAUGUCAAACUAUUUAUUCAUUUUCACCAAUUAGCUGUAACCUGAAAUUGUUUCCACUAGCAUAUCAGAUAUCAGGUUUCAGAUCUCAGAUAUCAAAUUUAAGGUUUUGGGUAUCAGAUCUGACAUUUUGGUAUCAGGUUUUAGGGAUUAGGUAUUGAGAAUAGUAGAUCAGAUGUAAGAUACUAGGUGAUGGGUAUCUUGUCAGUUGGGUAUUGUGUAACAGUACUGUGAUUCGGGUAUCAGAUUCUGGGUAUCAAGUAUCCGUUAUUGGGUUGUCAUUAUGUAUUGGGUAUCAGGUCUUUGAUUUUGGAUAUCUAGUAUCAGGAAUUAGUUUCAAAAUAAAGUGUCUGUAUUAGGCAUAGUGUAUCAGAUAUUGGCUAUGAUGUAUCAAUUAUUUGGUUUCAAGUAUUGGACAUAAUAUAAAAGGUGUAUAAGGUUAUACAUAGGUAGCUGGUACAGGUAUUGGUUUCUGCGUAUCAGGUUUGGGGUAAAGUGUAGCAAAUAUUGAAUAUUUUGUAUCAUGUUUUGGUUAUCUAGAUCAGGUAUUUGGUAGUUUGUGUCACGUUUUGGUUAUUUUGUAUCAGGUUUUGGUUAUAGUUUAUCAAUUAUUGAGUAUUUUGUCUCAGGUAUUGGAUAUUGUGUAUCAGAUGUUGGGUGUUGUGUAUGUCAAUGGUUAUGGUGUUUCAGGUUUUUAGGUUUUUUGGUCUUUGGUAUCAGCUGUUCGCUUAUAGACAUUGAUUAUAUUAGGUAUCAGGUAUUGUUACCUAAGUUAUCUUACCUCUUGUUGAUAAAUAAAAAUGCUGUCACUGACAUUUUUCCACCACUUAUAUUUUGAUUUCCAGCAUCGAAAAAAGUGAAAAAGGCUCAAAAUGAUACAUGGUCAUUUUGAGAUGUUAACAUGACCUCAUAAAUUUAUUUUAAAAGUAAAGAAAAAAGUAUAAAUGACCUUAAAUCAAAAAAACUUGUCAUUUCUGACUCAGUAUUUUUAUUAUUUGGGGUCUUUUGUGCCCUUUUAAAUGAAAUAGUUAUAGACAUUGAGGAGGAAAGUACUAGGUCAAAACCUGCAUACAGAUACCCAUACCAGGCUUUAAUUGGAGAUACUCAAAUUAAUUUAUUAAGCCAUAUAAGUGUGUGAUACUUGAUGACUUUGAUAUUUUGAACUCUGCAAAUGAAAACAUAGUUAACAAGAAACGAUGAUCCUACUUCUUUGCAGCAGAAUUUCUUCACCAUCCCCUACCCCAGAAUCAUCUGGUAACCAUUUAGAUUCAUUUUCCCUGAGGCUGGAAAGUAUAAUUCCACCCUACAUACUGUAUAAUAUCCCUCUUAUUAUGGAAAAUACCUUUUGGUUUUUUACUCUUUGAUCGAGCUGAACUGAAUUUCACCUUUUUAUACCACUUUCUUUUUUUCUGAGGUUUAUCAAGAAGAUGGUUCUUAUAGAUUUAUUUGCUCAGCUCUAGAAUUAUUACUACUUUUGAAUGAAUGCAUAUGAACAGUGUUUUAUGUGCUCUGUAAAAAGAUUAGUGGCAUAAAAGUUAGAGGACAUACAGAUGGGAGAUGAUGUGUUCAUGGUCUGCACUGUGUCUAUCUGUGUUUUUGAAAAUUGAGUGAAAUGUCCAAAAACAACAAAGUUUUAGAAAUUAUUAUCCACCGCAGAAAUCAAAAUUUUAACCUGUGAAAUCAGUGUCUGACCCCGAGUAUAGAAAACACUCUCUGGCAAUGAUGUGAUUUGAAGAGCAGAGGAAAGGAGAAUUAAUCAUCUUUUUUUCCCUUUUGAUUAUUGAAAUUAGAAUUCAAACAAAAAUGUCCGAAAAGUGCAAAAAAUGUAACCCCAUAUAUACCAAUCAAAACCUUUUUCAAGGUUUCUGCUUCAAAAUCCUCAAAUUACAUCCAGUUUUGACGCUGAGUUUGGGUUUUUUUAACUUUUCCUGACUAUUAAUUAUCACUACAACCAAUCAAAAAUGUCUUCACUCUUACUUUUUGAAUUUUAUCCCUAUUUGGAUGUGGUUUUGACUUCCUGCUGAACUGAAUUUGACCUUUGCGCACAUCCUGAAGUUUGGCAGCGCUUCCUCAUCCUCGAGUACAUCAAGAAGCUCGAGAAGACUUUGAGGUUUCUGUUUGUCAAACCUUUUUAUGUCACACAGAAAAACACUCAAAACCGGCUCGAAUAAGUCUUGAUUUCAGAUCGUUUUAAUCAGCGCUGAUGUCGGGGCGUCCUGACGGCAGGUAGAUUUAUCCACUGGAACACGAUGAGGUAUUGUGUGUGUGACAGGUUCGGUCAUUACAGGGGCUUUGGUGCUGAAUCCCGGCUGCACACACAGACAGACUUUAGGAAACAAUGGAGCCGGUGAUUGAUGAGCCAGAUGAGUGUGUCCUCUCAACAGACCAAUUAACCUUGAUGAGGCUCUGGCUGCUUCAAGCCAAAUAUUUCCCUCUGCUUAGUUUCUCUCAUGCCGCCCUCCCUCCCUUUCUUCUUCCUCCAUCCUCCUCUGUCUCUCCCCCACAUUUUAAGAUGGAAAAGUCUUGUUUUAAUACUUGCGGCAGGUUCCUGGUUGUGUGUGUGCUGCAGGAAGGAGAAAUAUUUAUGGGAUACGGGGACGUUUCAGCGCAGUUUGUUAGCUUGUGGCGAAGGAUGACGUUUUCUUUUCCUCUGAAGCGGAGCAUCUUUUAAACACUGCAAAACGUACAUAAAAAGAUGCAUUCAUAAACACGCUGUAUGCAAACAUUGUUGUGGUUUGUGAAGGUCAUAGCGUUCCUGAACGUGUGUUUGUGUGUUGUGGGGGAGUGAUUUUGGCCGGGAUCUGGUUCUGGGUGGGCUGAAAGCUUGACUGAGGUCUCUUCUUCGUCUUUCUCCCUCAUUAUCUACCUCCCCACCCCACCCCACCCCUCCCUCUGUAUUAAAUGUGCGUGUGGAGGUCAGCGCUUUCCAGCCUUCCAGCGCCCUUCAAGGGAAACCCUGAUAAGCCCAAAAACUUCAUACGACGCUCUGUAACUUGGCGUAACCUUUGAAUGUAAACUUCACCUUUGCUCCAAAAUCUCAUUCCGCCCAGCUGACGGUUGAGGCUUCACAUUUUCAGGGUUUCUGUUUCCUCCCAGCCUCAACGCCAAACAUUCAAAGAGGUGAAAUAAAUUUUGUCUGCUGUGCCCAAAGCAUUAAAUUCUGCAGCCACUUGUCGUUCAGAAACACAAUGUCCCAGUUACUCUGGGUUAUCCGCAGACCUUGCCAUGUUCAGUUCCCUUUGAAUUCACUUCUUUACUAAAGAAAUAGUCGCUCUGAAAGCUGUCCAAGAUUUGUUCUCUGCAGUUAGAGUAACAGAGACUCGGCUUUCAGCGAGAGGAGCUGCUGUUGAAGCUCAUUAAAUUAAGAUUUUUAAGUGUUGUGAGCUGCGCAGAUGAGAUUUAUCUUUAUUAUGCAGGAGUGGAGGAUCUCUAGAUCUUGACUCAUAAAAACCAAAACCUUCAGGUGAAUACAGGUAAAAGAUAUCAUUUAAAUUUAUACAAAUGGAGAAAUGACAUGUGGUGGAGAGAGAAAUUGUGGUUUUUGUCAAUUUUGGUGCCUCUUGUCUUUCUUCUGUCUUUUCCUUGACAUGAUAAAUUUGUGUCUUGUGACAAAUAUCCCAUCCUGCUGACUUCUACAAUGAAAUCUGUUAUUAUAUAUAAUAUUUUACAUAGAAAACUUAACUUUAAAAGGGCUUUUCAGCCGCUCUUCUGAAACCUACCCCUUGCAUCCAUUUCAGGCAUUAAAAAUUACAAAUUAACAAAGGUUUAUGAUGUUUCUGAUGGUCUUAUUUGCCUCCGUCUAUCAUAAAAAGGCAUCAAUAUGAAUUUGAGUGUGUUUCGUCAAUGUCAAAAAACUCCUUACUGGAGCUUUAACUCUAAUUUCAAGUAUUGAAAGAAAAUAAAAUUUGUCUUAUUCCAUUGGCAGAAUUAUUUUCUCAGUACAAGCAAUUUAUCCUUUGCUUUUGGUGUGUUAUAUCUUUAAAUAAUAAAAAAAAAUGCUUCUUGUCAGGUUAGUAUGGCUCAGAAAAAUUAUACAAAAACACAAAGAUUUAUUAUUUGACAGUUUUUACUUCUAUACAGGGCGCUACAUCCUAGGCCAUACUCUUUGUUAUUUCAUUUACUGAGAUCCAACCCCAACCAUGAGCAAGCCUUUUGCAACGUUUGGCAGUCUUAGGGAGAAAAAAGAUUUUGAACAGGCAGAAACCUUGAGCAGGACCAGAAUCACGGUGAACAGCCAUCUGCCUUGAGUAGAUAAUAAGUGAAAUAAAUGUGUAUUUCUGACUGUUUUUAUCAUUCAGCAUCCUCAGCACACCUCACUAUCACCUUGAACAGUCUUGUAUUAGCUAAAUAUUCAUUGUGUUAUAUGUAUCAGAUUAAUAUUCCACGUUGAAUAUUUGUACAAAGUUGAACUAAAGUCAGAUUCCUUUAUUGUGCGCACAAACCCGGCCUUUAAAGCUGAUUCUGCUCUUGAAUGGAGGACAGGGGAGGAUGCAGAGAAAGAGAGAGACGGACAGAUUUGUGCGCUAUAUCAACUGACAGAGAAGCAGACAGGGCGCUCAAGGUGAUGCCUUCAAAUUCAAACUCAGUUUCGGUUUGUUGAAUCCUGAGAAGAUCGGUAAAUCAAUAAAUAUGUCUUGGAUAGUAUUUCCCAUUUGUUCGUAGCUUUGGAGAACAGCCAAGUAAAUAAUUGAAAAUGUCAGAAGCGAGAGGAAAACCAAAAACUGACAACAUUAGAAAAGCUGAAACCAGUGUGAUAGAAAAAUUACGCAUCUAUCAAUUAAGUGGGGGCUUUGUAGUUCAAUAAUAAACUGAUUUAUACCUUUUGUCAGACAACUUAAAUUUGAUAGACUGAAUUAUCUUUGGCUGGUUUUCAGAAAUUUAUAAAGCGAUAAAAACAUUCGAAACAAUCCUGAUAUGAUAGCACAGAGAGAGCACUUCUCUUAGUAUUGGAUCAGUAUAUUACCCUCAUCGUUACACAGAUAGUGAUUUAUGAACUUAUUUAUUAAAGCUCCUUUUUCACUGCUGAUGAAACAAACGCAGCUUUAUUUCAGUACUUCUAUAUGACCGACAAAAGCUAACAAAAUCAGUUGUUUCUGUCGUGACUCCACUGUCGCAAGGUUGUUAAAAUGAUCACUUAUACAUCUACAAGAUCAGAUUUAAAAAAUAUAAGGGUCCUUGUUUUGUCCACAGGGGGCGCCAAAAUCAACACAAACCGAAAAUUCCUCACUGGAGCUUUAACAAAACUGCCUAAAACAACAAAUACCAACACAGUCAAUUUCUGUCAGCAAAGUAAAUUGACUACUUAGUUAAGUGAUUUUGAGUAUAUUGUUCCACUUGACUUAAUUUAAUGAAGAAUUAAUAAUAAAAUCAAAGUUAAAAGCUCUAAAAUGACUCGCAUCCCGCUCAAAGUACUUUAUCUUCAGUAUUUAAUAGAUUCAGCGCUCCAGCUGAAGCCUUUUAAAUGGACCCUCCAUGUUACAACCCACAGACUCAUAUGUUUAGCACAGUGUGGGUUAAGUUUGGCCUCUUCAAAUCCCUCCAGAGAUGCCAACACACUUCUCAGAUAUCCAUCCACAUGGCAGAUUCGAUUGCUGGCUGGCUGGCAGAGCUGCGGGCAGAGUGUUGGAGUCAGUUCAGCAGGUCAGAUUAUAGAGUAUCACUCAUUGUGCGUCUAUGUGUGUGUGUGUGUGAGUGUGGAUUUAGGAGAAAACUCAUCUAAAACACUAUCAAGCUGUGUGUGUGUGUGUUUUUUCCUGUAUGUGUUAUCUGAAGAGCUCAGAUUCUCCAGACAGACGGUUGUAACAGAAGUCUGUCUGGCUGUUUGGGUUUUAUUGUCCAGCUUAUGUAGGAGGGAGACGGGAAGAGAAGGGGUCUCUUAAAGCUCCACAAGGUGAUAACAUUCAAGCUGAAGGCCCCCCACCAUAUGUUGUCUUAUCCUCCCCUCUUCGGAGAGCCUUCUCAGUUGCUCUUACACCCGACAUCCCCUCCCCCCCUUUCGUCGAAACAAACUCCCAGCUGGAGUGACAGCAGCGGCUGCUCAGGCGUCUUAUCGCAAGAUCUGUGCUUGGUCACCAUUUCAAAGGGCACAAAACACGUCAGUCUUACCCCGACUCAUGCCGUCAUUCUCUGUUUCGAGUUAUCUUUUAGUGUAUACAUGCUUGUACAUUUCAUUUCUAGUUUCCUUUUAUAACUCCUGCUGUUUAUUACAUUCUUUGUUGUUUGUUUAGUGGGUUUGUUUCUCAUUGGUUUGCCGGUCUAAAGAUCAAAUCUGAUAUGUGUACAGUGAGCCGUGAUAAACAUUGUGAAAUGAACGAAAAAAACGCGCGCUUAUGAAACUCCCUGAUUUGUAUCCUUCAGUUGUCCUUCUCGCCACAACAUUUAUUCAUCUGUGACAAAAUGUAGCAGGCGCUUUCUGUGCUGAUUUGAAAGAGGACAUUUAAUUUCUUUGCAAGGGGACGGUUAAAAUAUCUGUGUUCACAAAGUCACGACUCUGGUUAAAUACGAGAUGUAGACGCUUUGUUGGAAAAUAGGAAUAAAUAGGUGUGUGGAAGCAUUAUGACUUUGAUAAUAAGGGUAAAAUAAACUUGUUUGUCUGUGCCAAUUUGUGCCCGGUGUUGCAUUCGCCAAGUGCGUUUAGUGAAGCACUGCAUUGCAGAACAGGUUGAGAUAUCCAACUUCUACUGCAGUUCAAUUUUACACGACUUAUUCUUUUACAUUACUGUAUAAUUAGUGAUUAAAAUAUGUGAAGUGCAUAGUGAGAGCUGAAAAAAACAAAAGCAAAGGUGGUAUUACCCACCAGAUUCAGAUUCAGGGUGUAAGUAAGCCACCUUUGAGAUUUGUUGGCUUUCUUUUCCAAGUUAGUUUGGUUUUAAUUUGAUUAAAUGUGAAAUUAACACCAGCUAAAGCGGUCAAAUUCAGUUGGCAAAAUGUGCAUUCAUGUGUCAGACAGUGCAAGUAUAAGCUGGCGAUUGACACUCUAUGAUCUUAAAAGUAAAUAUAUGUAUGGAUUUGUUUUGACUUGCUGGUUGACAUUAUUGGAUCAAUCGUAGCGUCUCUGUAAGAGCUGAGCUGUAAAAAAAAAUCAGUUUAUAAUGUGAAGAAUAUCUCCCAAAAAUUCAAGUUACAACAACAAUAGUAUCCAGAUUAUUUUGGGAAGAACAGCUCUCUUCUCUUUUUUUCGUUGUCUGAAGUCUUGACAACCUUGAAGGACAGAAACUGAGUUAGCUUGUAUUUUCUGUGAUUACAAGAAAACACCUGCAGUCUUUUAACCCAUCCUGUCACUAUUGUUCGCUUGACUUUCUUUUCUUCUCUUAACUUUUUAUUCAUUUGAACUGAGUUAAACUUUUAAACUCUACUUGGUUAAAAAACACAUAUAAAUCUACUGUUUUGUUGUUAUUCUCAACAUCUUUCAGCCACAUUAGACUGUAUCACUGUGAUAUCUGAACUUGUAUGAACCGGUCCAGCUAACAGAGUAAAGGUCUUUCAGUCUAGUUUCACAGACAGAGAAAAAAAGAGGGAUUUUCUUGAAUAAUUUAGUAGUUUAGUACAUGUACCAUAAAAAAUAAAGAAUACAGCUACUUAAAAUUAAAGUUUUUAUGACAGAAACAGACAUUAGGAAACUAGUCUUAAAGUGCUUAUAUUUUUUUAUCACAUUAUGAAGAAUAGUACACUAAUAACACUAACUGAAGCCUGUUGUUUGUAUUAUUACUCUUUAUAUUGUAUGGUUUAACAGAAGUAUUGCGACUUUUCCUCAAUUUAAUAGUUAUUGGAGUGUUUUCACCACAUACUGACACGUCUAAAGUGAAAUACUUGUCCUUAGAGAUUGUUCGAUGAUGAUUUGUUUACGUCCUAGUGAGGAUCUUUGCAUACAGAGAAGUAUCUGUUCCUUUGAUAAGUCAAAGUAUUUCUUUCCGUUACACAAACCUCGGUUUAGUUUCAGACAAUAAAGAGAGGCGUGAGGCAGCUGUUGCCAUGGGAGUGACAGGCACAGGUGAGACUUCCCCAGUUGUUCCCAGGCGUCAAGACGGGAGUGUGGGACUGUGGACUCUGACACUAUUUGCAUUGUUGAGGUGAAGUGUGUGUGUGUGUGUGGGUGGGUGUGACAAAGUCUGCACCCUGCAAAAAAACAACAACUUUAUCUUGUCUGUGUUUUCAGCUGUCACGCCUGAUUUUGUCAAAAGAUGAAAAUAUGUGUAAAAAAAACUCCAGCUCGCUCUCAGGUUGCUCAUAUUCAGGGUCAAAGUUUGUGCUUUAGAUUUCAAGUUGGUCUCUAAUGUCAACAGAAGCAGAUCCUAUACAAGAUAACGCAAGAGUCAAAACAGAAAACUCUGUAAAUAUACGUCACAAAAUUGCUUCAUGUUUUCAUGUUUGCUCGCUUAUCUGCUGUUUGGUUUCUGAAAGAUUCUCAAAGGUUAAAAAAGGUCAGAGGCUCUCCGGUAUCAUUCUGCUUUCUGCUGCUUGAGAAAUCUCUAUUUUUGUAAGCAGAAGAGACACAAGAGUGAUAUUUCACGUAGUUUGGAUUUGGAGCUGGUGUUGCACUCUUUGUUUUUUUCUGCUUCUUCAGGAUUGUUUCCAAAAACAAAAGUGUUUUUACUCAAACUUCUUCAAAAUUCUACCUCAAAACCUUCAAAAGGGAGUAGAUAAAAGUUUCACUUGAUCUGAUGUUUCCUUUGCUUUAUUUUUAGAAACACUAAUUUGUGAUUAUAAUUCAUCAAAAGACACUGCGGAGAAUGUUUUCUUCGUACUCGUGACCCAUCUAUUCUCUCGCCUUUCCUUCCCAGCGUCCUGGUAUGCCGUCUGGAGCGAGGAUGCCCCACCAGGGAGCUCCCAUGGGCCCCCCCGGCCCCCCAUACGGAGGGAGCCCGGCCGUGCGGCCCGGCCUGCCCACCCCGGUGAUGGAGCCCAGCCGUAAGAGACCGGCCCCCUCCCAGCAGGUCCAGCAACAGCAGCAGCAGCAACAACAGCAGCAGCAGCAGCAGGCCGUCCAGAACCGGGCCAGAAAGUGAGUCUGAAUCCAGCCCACCCCUGAUCCCAACCUUUACACUGCAUGGCCUGCAAACAGCGACUUCCUCAGUGUUUGUUUUGUGUGUACAUGUCGAGAUCAUGCAGACUACAAAGGCUGUGGCAACACUUUUUGAUUUGGCCGGUCUGGAUGAAAAAUAAAUCUGAUUAGGCGGAAAAAUUGGCAUCAAUCUUUCAAACCAAACAUGGAAACGGUCAUGAAUCACAAGCAGACAAUGUAGUAAAAGCUGGGCAUCAGACCAAAAUAUUCCUCUGGCACCAGCUGUACCAAGCACACAAAGCUGGAGGUAAUAGGAAAGUCUUUGCCAGUUUAUUAAGUGCUUUUCACUUUUUUUUCUGACAAGGCAAGACCAGAUUGAAGUCGGUGUUCGGCUAAUUUUAAACUUUAUGUCAGUUUGGAAAAGUGUUCUUUGGCUACUGCCUUCAUUGACAUGGUGUACCCACAUUUUCAAGAGCUUUUGAAGGUUUUGUCAAAUCAUCAUGAGACUUCAAAAGAGUGGAUGAAAUAGAUGUAAAUUCCUGUAAUAACACAGAGGAAUAAGUUAGACCUGAACUAAGCAGAGAGUCUCGACUGGCUCCCAGGCAAUGAACCUCCUUUGUAAAUCUUAAUAUUUAGUGAUUUUUUGCAUCUCAGUUCAGAUUCUGUCCUCAUGGGGCUUAACUCGUGUUGAUUUAUGAAUCGGUAAGUGAAAACCUGUAGUUCGGCAUGCGUCUUGAAUCUAAAAAAAAAAACAUUUCAUAUUUGAAUGCCCAUCAUCUAUCCUGUCAAUUACUAUGCUGUACUUAAAUACAGUACCUCGUUUUAAGCGGUUGCCUCAGGCGGUGCGCUCAAACCAAAUGUGUAAAAGUUGAUAUUUAAACACUUUAUGUGACUUUUUUUGCAAAAUAUUUGUGCCGUUUUUCCCAAAACAACCCACUGGUUUGACCAACAUCCAACCUAAUGAAGUUAGGUGCUGAAAAAAAAGGCAUUUAGUUAUCAAAUUAUGGAUUGACAACUUUUUCAAUGGAGUUUGGCGUAGGUCCAAUUUGAUCAAGGAACCGCACGAAAGGUUAUCUUGUCUUACGCUGCAUCCCAAAUUGUGAAGAUAAAGUGUAAUGCAAAAAGGGAGCCACUGCUUGGCCUUCAUUUCAGCUUUUCUCAUCACACUCAUCCUCACUGCUCCGUUUGUUUUUCCUCUCCAUGUCUCGUUGCUCGCUCUCAUGCCUGAAUGUUUCUCCUCUGUUUGCUCUUUAAGUCUUUGUAGUCCAGUUUGCACCAUGAGCGUUUAUGUUUGUCUAUUUAUCUCCUGUUGUCUGCGGUCUGAUCAGGCUCUAGCACCUGCUUCGGCUCAUUGUAACCACAUCUAUUGUCUGCUAUUUGAUUACCCUGUACAAAAGAUCUGAGCGCUCACACUCUCACACACAGAGGAUGGAUGUCUAUUAGGAGUGGAGUGUGUGGCAGGUAUGGUCAUUAGAAAGAGGAUCAAUAUGCACACUCACAAGACCUCUGUCUCUCUCUGUCUCAUUCUCUCAGUAUCUGCAGCACGAUUGAUCCACUUACAAUUAAGCAGGCUUGUCGAACAGUUCAGGGGAAAUGUUGUCCCACGUCUGGGCCUCAACCCCCUGAGCAGCUCGGCUGACUGCAGAGGGUGUGAUCGAUGGUGCAGGGUGACCCGAGCGUCCAGGUGUCUCUCUGUCUAUCUCUCUUUGAGAGGAGUUUGUGUCCUCUGGCAAACAAGUUGAUGCUCCUGCUCGGGCACUCUUCUCCAUCCAGAUCAGACCCCACGCAGCUGCCAGCUGAGGUUUGGGCCACCUGUGUUUGCAGUGUCAUUGAGACCUUAUGGUCCCAGAUACACUCGCUCUGCAGAACGAAUGCUGAACUCCACAAAGCUGCAGCUAAAAAUAGGAUUUAAUUCCAGUUAACUUUGCAUAAAGUUUAGAAAAAGUCAACUUUGUGUCUCGGAAAUGACAUUUGUUUACAUGUCAUUUCUGAGACGCAAAUAUGUUUUGUUUACAGUAGAAAGUAUGACAUCAAUGUGCCGAGCAUAACCCAAAGACAGAUGGUGGUCACCAAGGACUUUGACAAAAGAGAUCUGACUUUGCACCCCGAGUCCCAGGAGAGGGAAAACUUCUGCAUCACAUUAAACACAAUGCAACCCACAAUAACAAUGACUCUUUUGCUUCAUCUUUUAUGAGAAACUGGACCAGUAUGGCAGCUUCUAAAGGUCUGCUAUCUUGUUAGCAGAUAUAACCAGACCCUGAAUAAGGAGAUUCUGACAGAUUAAUUUAAGGAAUAUCAAUGUGUGGAAAGAAAUUCUAUAAAUUUGUUUACAGAGUCAAAACCAAGACAUAGACAGAAAGAGCAAGAGAGAUUGAAGUCAUAACACUGCAGGCUACGACGGGGAAAAUGCAAAAUUAGAGAUUCAGUUAAACUUAGUUUGGGAUGUAGCUGUGUUUAAGGAAUGUUAAAUAGAAAAGAAAAUGUCACAGACUCUGAUUCACUCAGUCCUCUUCACCUUAUUUUACCUCAUCCUCAGAGGAACUGUUCAGGCUAAUGUGAGUGAGUCUGUUUAAUGGCUACUGCUGUACAGCUUUACUGUCUGGAUGUAAACAAACACAGAUGGCUGAUGGCUUGUUGUGUUCUGGAAGUGUUGUGAUGAACUGGCACAUAAUCACUGAACUGGAGCAAUGUAUAACCAGCACAGACAUGCAGACCAUAAACUGUCAGGAGGACCAAAGGCUGGUGGAGCGUAAUCUGUUUACUGGCAGAAUCUCCACUGUGAUAAAGAAGUUGCUCACUUAUGACUUUGACUUUUUCUUUAGUCUGACUUAGAAUUUCCAUUUAAAGCUCCUGUGGGCAACUUUCAGUUUGUGUCGACUUUGGCGCCCCCUGUGGACGAGCAGUCAUUUGUCUUGUAACAUCUGAAACAACGGCGAUUCUCACCGUCCGCCAAUUCCUACUGGAUCUGUUUGUGAGGCAAAUUUCGUGGUAGAUUACGGACAGCAGGAAUCGCGAGAACUCACAAGAAUGUGCGGAUUCACAUAGGCUAACCAUAUAAGCAGUAGACUGUGUCCUUCCAGAGGAGGAAAUUUACUGCUAGACUUCUAAAAUCAGCAUCUCCUCAUCCAUGGUGUUAUCGGAGUGAAAUGCUGUCUAAAAACCUUUCACUUGUUCGUCUCCACCCAUUUGCAUGGUGUGAAUUACAAUCCGCCUAAAACAUUCCAGCACGGGUUAAUCGAUGUGAAUUUAUCCGUCAUGCUUCUGUGUCUGGAAAAAAUAGAACUUGUGCGAUCAGCUGCAGAGUCCGGUGAUCCAAAGCAGAACGGAAAGAAGCCGGUUGACACAUUAACUUGAAAGGUUAUGAUCAGCUGCGAUCAGCAGAUAUGGCCUUUUCAUAGCCAUUCCAGAUGCGGUGGAAAUUGGGGGUAAAUGCUUAAGUCGUGUCUUUUAACAAAAAAAAAAAAAAAACUUGACUUCCGGCAGUCAAAUGUUCCAUUAUUGUGAAUAUUUUAGGCGGUAAAGAUAUAUAUAUAUUUUUUUCCUUGUUGUGACAGUUUCAAGCAUUAAAAAUUAAAACAUACCAGUUGUUUUUGAUGGUUUUGUUUGCCUGUAGACAUCAUGAAAAUGCAUUUCAUAAACGUCAUAAAAUUCCCAACAAAUAAGAACUUCCUACAUUAACAAGUUGCCAAAACACCUGCGACAAGUUGCAUGCUGUCUCCAUCUACACCUUGGAAAUCAGCUGCACAUCACGUCAUCAUCAGUGCAACAUCCAUUUUGUCACCCUGGUGCAAACUUAAGUGCUAAACUUGCAGACUGCUUGAUUACCCCGCUUUCAGAGUUCACAUUGUGUUCAUUGUCGGUGUAUUGUCUGUCUGUGUGUGUGAAGCAUGGUUGUUUUGGUUCAUUGAAAUACUUUGUUGAUUGAGCGUGUCCCUCAGAUGAGCAGGACACCCUCCGGGUCCUCUUCUGCUGCACUCGGUGCAUGUAUGGACACAGACACACUCCCAUCACAGUGCCUGCCCUUGUCUGACUUUUAGAUUUUGCACCGACUCACAGACCCUGAACUUAACACAUAUCCAACAACACAUAAGAACAACCAGCACCACCAGGUGUUUCCCCUCUGACUUCGUUCUUUCUGCCUCUGAGUGUGUGUCUCGCCACAACUCUAAUCGGACAACCUUCAAAUCCUUACCAAUUCUUAGGAAGCCCGUCGGAUUCCCUGGAGCCAAUGAGAUGCCAGCGAGGCAGAUGGACAUGAGAGAGCCCCAAUCAGAUCCCACGCUCGGAUCAAAGUAGGAGUUUAUUCUGCUGCAUGUCCAUUUUCUUACGUUUGAUGACUCAGGCCUUUUUAGCCUUCUCACCUGAGACCAGCACUCCCUGAAUGAGAUGUUUUUGGCCAACUUUUCAUCCAGGCCUAAAAGUCGACCCCUUAGUUGUAGUUGUGCAUGCUUUGGACUGGAGCAUGGCAUGAUGGGAUCCGUUAUUUUGAGCUAGAACGGAAAGAUAAAGUAGAAUUCAGUCUGGAGGUCUUAUAAAAACCCUUUGAAAUGGCAGAUUGUUGUGAUGCAGGUUUGUUUUCUUUCCUUUGCAAUGCACCCCCGGAUCUUUUUUGAAUUCUCCUUGCAGCAGGCUUGUUUCAGUAUUUGGCAUGCUGAUGUAACACACUGCUAUACAGAGCAUGCAGUGUGCUGUGACAGGAAAUUUCUCUAUACUAAAAAAAAUAAUAGCCUCUGUACGAACAAACCUAAAGACAGUUUCUUCUUAUGAACAAAGAUUGAUGAUAUGACCGCACAGGGUAUAUCAUGAGAUGGCAGGAAGGAAACAGGCUGUCAGCGAUGAUCAUGACUGAUCAUAGAAUGAUAUUUUUGUAUCCACCUUUAUGUUAAUGCUGCAACAAAAAUGUGAAUUUGUCUAAAAAAAUCAGACAGACCUACAUCAGGAUGGCCAAAUAUUUAAAACAAGAAUUAAAACCAGCCCACGAAAAAUGGCCUUUCUCUUAAACGAAUCAUCUUACAUUUCAGCAAAUGCCAAGCGUCAAUUAAAAGAUCAUUUAAGUCUCACACCAGGAUGUGAAAUGGAAAACCAGCAGCCAGUUUACUAGAAACAGCUAACCUAGCUACAUUCUAAGGUAUCACUGGCUCCUCUAAACCUUAUUUGCUAUAUUUUCAGUUCAAGUUAAAGGGAUAUUCCGGCGUAAAAUUAACUUGGGCUCAAACAUACAGUAACACUGAGUUAGACAUCCCCUCAAGAGAUGAAUGUUGCUGACUGCUUGCUUCUCUAGUUAUACCAACUUUAGUAACGACCGCACAAUAGCAAUACAGAGAGCCACACGCUCAACCAAAACGCCACUCUAUAGCCACAAAUAAUGCUCAGAACAGCAUCUAACUUCAUCAACAGUACAUAUAGGGUCCCACCCAUAGUGCUAGCCAUCAAACAUCUUUUUAACUUUGCCUAAUUUUCUUAGCAAAGAGACUAAACACAACUCACCUACUUUCUUCCAGCAGCCGCUUGUUUGUAGUGAGACCUCGAGCCAGUCCAUUACAGACUACUGCGGGGUGACACUGUAAGAACAUUUAUGAUCAUUUCUUCAUGGAAAUACAAUCAGACCGAGACACUAAGGCAGAACUACUGUGACUGAAGUGCAAAAUGAUGAAUUGGUGAUUAUUACUUCAAGGAAAUGAUAAAGAAAUGAUCAUAAAUGUUCCUCCCUGAGCUGCAUCACAGUCCGUAAUAGACUGGCCUGAGGUCUCAAUACAAACAAGCGGCUGCUGGAAGAGAGUAGGUGAGUUGUGUUUAGUCUCUUUGCUAAAGAAAUUAGGCAAAGUUAAAAAGAUGCUUGUUGGCUAGUACUAUAGUUAGGACCCUAUAUGUCCUGUUGAUGAAGUUAGGUGCUGUUCUGAGCAUUAUUUGUGGCUAUAGAGUGGUGUUUUAGUUGAGGUUUGAGUGUGACUCCUCAGACCGCUCUGUAUUGCUAUCGUGUGGUUGUUACUAAAGUUGGUAUAACUAGAGAAGUAAGCGGUCGGCGACAUUCAUCUCUCGACGGGGUGUCUAAUUCGGUGUUACGGUGUGUUUGACCCUAAAUUAAUUUUACGCCAGAAUAUCCCUUUAAGUGUGGCAUCAAUGUUCUUACUUUACUCCGGGCCAAAAGACUUGAUAAAAGCGAUAAUGUAAGUAGAUUGUGUGUUCAUGAAGCUGAUUAAAAGAAUAAACGUCCUAUAACAGGAGCUGAGCUGUGUCAGGAGGAUGUAACAUCCUUUAGGCGAGAUAGCUUUAUGUUUACUGAGAAAAAUGAUUUAAUAACUCUUGAAGAGGCUUAUCUGUCUGAUUACAAAUACUAACCUGGGACACAGCAGUACAUUAGCCAAUAGCAGCGUUGAAGAUUCCCAUGAUAAGUGAGACGUUUCAUGAAACCUAAACAGAAAAAGGAGCUCUGGGGGAUUUUUUUCUUUCCAUAUCAACCAGGAAAAAAAGUUCUGACAAAAGUCACAACUUGGCAAAGGUUCUUUGUAGUUCUUUGAGUCCGUCCUUGGUAAGUAUUAGCACGCACUUUUGGUAAACAGAAGUUGUUCUCACACAGCAGGAAAUGCCAAGAAUUCAUGAAUGAAAAUAUCAACACACACAUUCAUACGUUCUCCUUGACGACUGCAUUCCUAAAAGCUCUUGAACACACAUCCUGUCACCGUCCCACUCCUGCUGCACCGACCCCACUGAAUCUACAGAGUGUGUGUGUAUGUGUGUGUGUUUGAGUGAGUGUGAGUGGGUGUGGUUGUGUGUUUGUGUCUGUGCAGCCAAUACAUGUCAAGCGAGAGAUGUGUGAUGUGACACUUUUUUGGCUGAUAGAGGCUCCAACUCUCCAGGUGGACCGCUGCAUUACACACAAACACGCCGGCACCGCACACACACACACACAGACACAUGCACAUACUCACACAGACACACACACACAGCUGGGAUGCUGGGGUGCUGGAUAUGGCCCAGCAUUUUAGCAGAUGGCCUGGGUGCUACGCUAUCAGUCACCAUAGUAACAUGCUCUCUUUUUCCUCUUUCUCUCUGUCUUUCUCUCCCUCUCUCUAGUGCUAAGAGAAGGAAAAUGGCAGACAAGAUUCUUCCGCAAAGGGUGAGGCUGCAUAUUUUUACCUUUGUUGCUCUGUUAUAUUUUUUUUCCUUCUGUGUGUUUGUGUGUGUGUUAUCUUUUGUGCGCAGCAGAGAAAAAUCCUUUUUGAUGUCAGGGGUUCUUGGAAGGCGCAGAGGGCCAGAUGAUUAUGUGUUAUUUCCAAAUGAGAAGAGAGAGAGGAUGGGGCAGCGAUCAGGAGGUUUUAGGGGGUUUUCUGCAGGGUUUCACUCUGUUAUUUGGACGCUGGCUCAUUGAUUUAAAUUGGAAUAGUCCGCGGGAUAUGGCAGAGUCGUGAACACAAGUAGAACCGAAAGAGGCGGCGGAAUCGCAGCGUCCACAGGUGAGUCCGCGCCGCCUGAGGUUGUGAUUUUCAUCCCGCGGUCUCCGAUUUUUCGGCCCUGUGCCACAACAUCGCCCCAACAUUUCCUGGCCGGAACACAGAGGGCUUUUAGACCGAGGCUGGAGAGGUCUGGAGACAGUGAGGGUCUUGGCUCAGGUCUUAUCCCCCCUAUCAUAACCCAGACACAGAGAUAGCAGUAGGCACGGCUGGGGCGCCACUCCACUGUAAUGAGUCAGGGACAGGGAAUGUCUGCCACACUCGUCGGUCUGUCUGCUCAGCACCUCAGCCUGGUGAAAGGCAGCAAGAUGGAGAUAGAGGAGGAAUGAGAGGGAACAAUGAAGGCAGCCAUUUAGACAGAAACAUGAAAGAGGAGAAGAGGGAGGGAGGAGAAGGAGCGAGCUGGAGGAGAGGAGAGUGUGUGUGCACAGUUUGGUAAGUAAGCAGCAGCCCUUGAUGCUCUGAGGACUUUCAUCGGUAUGGUAAUGCUGGAGUCCUGGCUGGUUGGCUGCACACUUUGCAUCUCAUUUUUAUUCCCCAGUGUCGCCGGGAUGGUGUAAAAUGCUGAAUUAAUGGUGGACUGGGCAGCUGCAGAGAGACUUUUCUACUUCUGUCAGGUUCUACUUUUGCUUCUGAGAAACAGCUUUGGCAGAAAAACAAACACAAAAACGUGACUGAUUUCACUUCUUACCCUGUAGAGAUAAUAUUUUAUUUUAAUGACCAAACAUUAAGAUCUUUUUCCACCGCUUUUCAAUCCUGUACAGCCAAAGUUUCUUUAAACUUCAUUUCAAAUUCUGGUGGAGACCCCAGCCUUUCUUUGAAAACUGAUUUAUGUGUCCCACUGAAUUCUGGAUGAUAAAUAAUUCUCCAAGAGUCAAGAAAUUACCAUUUGAUAAACGCCGCAGCCUAAGAAUACCAAGUUUGACGGUCUCACAUUGUCAUCGAAAACCUUGAUAUGCUGUAUGUGUGGAUACUUUCUCCAACUAAAAGCUUUGAAAAGGAGAAAAAAAAGGAGCAGUCUGACAUUUUCAGAAGUAAAUGAUAAAAUAUCUUGAAGAAUUUGAUGAGACAGUAAUAUCACUGUCAUAUAUGAAGUGCUGGUGCCAGAUUCACUGUAAAAACUCAAACUUCAGUGAAUGUAUUUAUCUAAUUUAGAUUUUUUUGCAAUGUAAAUAAGGUUGCACAUCCUACCCCUAAAACUGUUUUUAAUAAUUUAAAUAUCUUAGAUUUUAUAUGCAUCAACAACAUGUGUUGUUGGUUCUACUUUUGCUUCUGAGAAACAGCUUUGGCAGAAAAACAAACAAACAAACAAACGUGACUGAUUUCACUUUUUAUCCUGUAGAGAUAAUGUUUUGUUUUUAAUGACCAAACAUUAAGAUCUUUUUCCACCACUUUUCAAACAUGUGCAGCUGAAGUUUCUUUAAACUUUAUUUCAAAUUCUGGUGGAGACCCCAUGAAAUAGCUUAAAGAAUUUGAUGAGACAGUAAUUUCACUGUCGUAUAUGAAGUGCUGGUGCCAGAUUCACUGAUAAAACUCAAACUUUAGUGGGUGUAUGUAUCUAAUUUAAAUUUUUUGCAAUGUAAAUAAGCUUGCACAUCAUACCCCUAAAACUGUGAUUAAUAAUUUAAGUAUCUUAGAUUUUAUGUGCAUCAACAAAUGUGUUGAUUGUGAAAUUGUUGUGAUAAUAUCGUGAGUUUAUAAGGGACUGGCUCACAAAGGAAUAAAAGUAGUGUUUAAGUUCUUGUCUAAUUCAAACUAACCUAAAAAGAAAUGGACUUGUAAACACUUGUGAACACUUGAACUGUUCCUUUUUUUGUCAUGAGUAUUUUUUUUACUUUUUUUUUGUGUGAAGCUCUCUGUAUUGCUCGCCUUGUAUUUUUGUUAUUCAGUAUUUUACACCCCUCCUUGGAAAGACACUCUUUAUUACAGAGCCGAAGUCGCUGUCCUUGAAGCAGCCAUUGAACCCCCUGCAGCACCACGACUGAAUGUUCAGCUAAUCUGCUUCACUGAUACUCAGAAAGUCCUCGUGAGAGGAACGUCACUAAUAAAUUUUGUGGUUUUUAAAUGUCCCAGUCAUACUGAUGUUAAGAUUUUAAUGUCCCCCCCGCUCCGAGCAGAUCCGUGAGCUGGUCCCUGAGUCACAGGCCUACAUGGAUCUGCUGGCGUUUGAGCGCAAACUGGACCAGACCAUCAUGCGCAAGCGUGUAGACAUCCAGGAGGCGCUGAAGAGACCGAUGAAGGUGAGGAAAAGAGAACAAUAACAAUAAGAAGUCCUCAUAGUUUCUGUUUUUUACUUGAUUUUUCUUGAUUUGGUGAAGGACGAGCAUGUUGUUUGGAGAAAUUUUUGCACCUUAAGAGUUUGAGAUGUUUUAAUCAAUCAAGUGUGUCCUUACCUGCCUUUUUAUUAUUUCUUUUUUUAUCUAAAUACAAAAAAGACCAGUUUAAAGACAUAAUAUUUAAACUCCUCAUCUUGACAUUGAAUGAAUGUACAUUUAAACUGGGAUAUUUUAUGUCCCCUUGUGUCAGCAGCAAAAGCGUAAACUGAGGCUUUACAUCUCGAACACCUUCAACCCUGCCAGACCCGACGCCGAUGACUCAGAUGGCAGUAUUGCAUCGUGGGAACUGCGAGUAGAGGGGAAGCUGCUGGAUGACGUAAGUUUUCUGCAUGUAAAAUAUUUAGCACUUUCACACUGGGUUACAUUCUCAAUUUGGAAAAUAAGAUGCAGCCCCCGAGAAGCUGCAGGGUGAAGCAUUUUAUCAUUUCUGGGAGGUAACUUCACAGAGCGUCAGAAAAAAAGAAACAGAGAUCACAAUCCUCCGUUUUAGUAAGAAAGUGUGCUGCUGGGGGUCAUUUUUAGCUACACUCCAUAAUGAUUUACUCAAUCUACAUGGACUAAAAGGCCACUGAAUGGAGAGAGUGUGAACACAGAAUAAUGCGAAGAAAAAUCUUACAUUUGUUUUGCUCUCUAAGCCUUUAAAAAGCUCUGAUGUUCUCAGCAGUCUGGGGGCAAGGCCGUCAUUUCACAGCGGUAGGAAGCAUUUAAGUUUUUCACAAACCACAAAUAUUUCUGGUCGAGCUCACAGGAAGUGGACCCUGAGAAUGUCUACUGUCUCUCUUUCUUUCUGAUCUCUCUCAGCCUCUUGUGGGUUUGUCAUAAUUCACCAUGCAUUAAGCAAAGACGUGGCAAUGACUGUUUACUUUAACAUUUCUACCUGUUUGACUCGUGUCAGCGUUCAGGCAUUCACCGCCUCCCUCUGUCUCCUUUCACAGCCGGGGAAGCAGAAGAAGAAGUUCUCCUCGUUUUUUAAGAGCCUGGUGAUCGAGCUGGACAAAGAUCUCUACGGCCCCGACAACCACCUGGUUGAGGUCAGUUCAGACAUGGCGGCUGCUUCCUGUUCACAGAAGUAGAGGCAUGUUUAUAAUCUUCAUGAUGUGGUCAACCUUCAGCCUCUCAUAUACAGAGUGACCACAGACUCUUUCAGAGAUGUUUGGUGAUCAGCCUUUUUGAGAUGAUCAGUUGCUCUGCUUGCAAAUUUCUGCACUUAUUGUCGUAAUAUUAACUCCUGAAAUAAAUUUGAAGCUAACUGCAAUUUAGCUAAAAACUGAAUACAAACUGAACUCAACCUCUAAAUGAUACAAAACAGUAUUUUUUGAGUUGUAGAUGCUCACUUUGGACUUUCAGGCUUCAGGUGGAACCUCAGGAGAUUACUAGUUUGUGGCUUUGCAGCUUAUCAAAAUUUUAUUUUAUUUUUUUUAUUUUUUUUUUAUUUAUUAAACUUAACAUAUAUUUAAAGUUUAAAUCAUUUAAACCUAUGUACAGGUUUCAGGUGUCAGAUACGAUAUUUAAAAGUGUGAGCUUAAGAUUUUUCUUUAGCCGAGUUUGCAGUUUCCUGUCCCUGCUUGUGGCUAAAGUCGCUUCAUAUUCUAAAACAUGAGCUGUUUUUCAGCUGCUUUGCUGACACCUACCCCCUACCACUUUAACGCAUUAAAAAAUACCACACAAAAAUCAUGAAUCUUGUUCCUAAUGGGUUUUUCUGCUUUUUCUGUUUUUUCAUUUAUCAUUAAAAUGCAUCCAUGUGAAUUUUAGUGUAUUUAAUUAAAAUAAAGAAAACUCUUUACAGUAGCUUUAAGUAAAAAGUACCACAACUUUUCUCAAAUGUAAACAUUGAAUAAAUCAGCGUGAGAACCACAGACUGUAUAUAGAAUUGAUGCUGUCUGCCUCCUCGCUGGGUGAAGCCACAGUGAGAACAGCACCCUCUGGUGACAGGCUGCAGUAUAGGUCAUAAAUCCUGCCUCCUCCAGCAAUCUCUAUGGAGCUGUGGACAAACUUUAGAAAUUUAUUACACAGAAUAUUAAUGUUUCUCCCCCUGGUUUCGGUGUUGACGUGUAGUUAUUGUAAGACUGGUUUGUGCUCAAGUCCUCUUUUUUCUGUACAGCUCCAUUUUUAAAGGUUAUUAGGGGGUUCAUGUUUUUUUUGAUUGACACUUGAAACAGCCUAUGGGCGUAAGAAGAUAGUUCACCUGGGGGAUAUGCUGUUUGAGCAGAGCGUCAUCAAAGCGACUUUCGGCGACUUUCCUGCCAAAUGCGUACAACGCUACUGCGCAGGAAAUGGGGAUAAAUCGCAGAAAUACCGAGAGCUUUUCGGCUUCAAUUGUUAUACUGGCGGAAGGUAGAACCAAGUUGUCCAUAGUAUAUACAGUCUAUGGUGAGAACCAACUGCUGCGACAUAAAGUCUGUGAUAUUAUUUCAAAUGUUAUUCUGUUCUCAGUCAGCAGGGGGAGCUCUGAAAGUUCUGGCUUCAGUCGUGAUCGCUGUUGUUUGGUCCAUCUUUAUAUACAGUCAUACAGUCACUGCUUAAAGCCUGCAGCCAUCAUAGGUGUUUUUAGUGAUGUUACCUGAUGAUACCUUUUCCUAUAGAAUACAUCGUUGAGUUUUUGACUGCUUGGUUUCUCUGUGAAAAGCAGAGCUCCUUAUUGAAUGUUUUUUUUUUUUUUUUCAUUAGUCCAUUAUUGAAACCCUCACAUUUGGACAACCCGCGUGUUGGUCACUUUCUUUUCAGAUCACAUCCAUUAACUGAAUGCAGCUUUGGUGUUUUGCAUACUUUGUGAAUAGGACUGCCAGACUGAGGAGUCAGGGUCGGGGCGGCCUCCUCAUCAUGCAAAAGAAAAGCAUUCAGAUAAAAUUGUUACUUUGUGAAACCUUGUUAAUUCUUCAGCUACAGCCACCCCAACUAACCUGCUCCCUUUUUGCAUGCCUAAUGGAUUAAUACAAAAUAAAGCACACUGAGUGAUUGGACUGCCCUCUCUCAUUCCUGCUAAAUUGAUUUAUAUAAAGGAUUGGGAUUUUUAUUUUUUAUUUCCAACAUUGCAAGGUUGUUUUAACAUGCAGCUCUGAGCACUGAAGAAAACAAGUGCUUACUUAUUAAAAAAAAAAAAACAACAUUAGUCACCCCUUUCUUUGUAUCCUCACAAAAUGUACUGACUUUAAAAAGCCACUCCAAGAGUGAAAUUUAUGACUUCUCAAGGUUCCUCCUUUUUAAGAGGGUAUUUUAGCAAGGCACUCAGGUGCUUCGUUCUGAAUGAGUUUCCAUCAAAAGAAAUUUCUCUCUACCUUGAGGUACAAUCAGCGCUUAAUCUGUUCCGAGUCCGCCAUUGGUUGGAGGGAAACAUUACUCCAGAUUGCGUGCCAGUUUAGCGCAAUUGACGGUGGCAAAGAUAGUGCUUCAAGUGCUUUUCUUUCCUGUGUCUGAGCGGUUAGAAAAAUAGAUUUAAAUAACAUUUUCUCUGCAUUUUUAAACUUAGAGGCGCUGAUACAUGUAAAUACAGAAUCUUCCAGCAAAAGUUGUUUUUUAGUUUUAGUUUAGUUUCUCUGCUGAUAACACUCAGCUGCACAGACACAUGGUUAACCUUUUGUUUAUGGGCGGCUAGUUUGAGGAUGUUGAGGAGACCAGGACAACUAUCAGCAGACUUGCUGAGAAUUGGAGAUGAUGAAGCUAAUUUAGCUGCUCUCUGUUUGCCAAGAGGUUGUUAAAGUGUGUUGACAAAGUGUACCUUCAUUACAAAGCCUAAUUUUGUUACCAAAACACGAGGAGUACUAAACACUCUCAAGUUUUUGUUUAUAUCUAUAUUUAAUUUGACAUUUUAGCAUACUUUGGUGUUAUUUAAAACGAGUUUAAUGUUUAUGUGAAUGAUCCUAGUCUAGUUGUAGACACUAUCUACCAUUUUGGUUAACACAGUGGUUCACUAACUAAAGGUUGGGGUUUGUCACAUGUGAUAACAAUCGAGCUAAAGGUCUCCAGUGUUGAUAGGCUGUCAUGCUAACCUGCAUCUGUGAUUAUUGUGAUAAUAUUAGAGUUUUUUCAGCAGAUUUCAUAGUGCUUUAUGUGAUUCAAUAAAUUAGGGUUAUUUUUAUCGCUUGCGUGUACAGAUAAUAAUGUAGUAUCAGUGGCUCUAUCUUUGAAAAUUUUGUUCAAAUCUGUUUUUGAUACAUUUUCGUCUGAACCAGAACUGCGGAUUGUCUGACCAGCUGACACUGCGAGUCCUCUUGCCACGUUGCCACUUUGGUUAAUUUGCAGCAUCAGUGAUGUGGGUGCUGUUUAACCGCAUUUGAGUCACUCACUGGAAACAUAAGUAAAUAACCUCAAAAUUGUCAUUCCUAUGUUGUUAGAAACUGGUUGGUUUGGCAGAAAUGAGACAUCAACUUUUUCCAGUUUGGCCUGCCCACGUUAAACCGGCGUGAACAGCACAAGAAAAAUUAAGAUUCAAAAAUCUCCCGUGUUGGUAUUAUUUAAAAUGUUCUAACUUUAGCAGCAAAAAUGCGUGUCCUUGUAAAGUCCCAUAGCUCUUAACGAGAAGCUGAAUGAGAAAAAACAGGUUUUCACAGCUUUUAAAGCAGGAAUUAAUUCUCAUUUACAAAGUGUGAAACAAACAGAAACUGAAGUGUGAAACUAACGGUCUGAAUAAAGCGGCUCAUUUGCGACAUGUAGUCACUGUGUUGUGGUUUUUCUCUUCCAGUGGCACCGCACGCCCACCACCCAGGAGACAGACGGCUUCCAGGUGAAAAGGCCGGGAGACGUCAGCGUGCGCUGUACUCUGCUGCUGAUGCUGGACUACCAGGUGAGGACACCAAGUCUCAUAACGGCUCACAACUCCAUCCCGAAAUAGACUCUCCUCUGUUACAACUCUGUGACUAAUCCGUCCCGUGAAAUCAGCUGUUGUAGAGACAUCCUUCAGGCCUCAAAUCGAUGAUAACACCAGUCUACAAAAACAUUACAGAGUGCUUUUACAGUCUCCAUUCAAAGCUGACAUCACUCUCUAAGCCGCAGGAAUAAGAUAAGGAAGUCAGAUAUGAUGUAAAAGCUGGGAGGUAGGCGGCUGUAGAGAAGUGUUGUAAUGUGAUUAUAUCGUCUCUGCAGCCCCCCCAGUUUAAGCUGGACCCUCGCCUGGCUCGGCUGCUUGGCAUUCACACACAGACUCGCUCCUGCAUCAUCCAGGCCCUCUGGCAGUACGUCAAGACCAACAAGCUGCAGGACUCCCAUGACAAGGAGUACAUCAACUGUGACAAGUACUUCCAACAGGUACGAGGCUCUCUGCGUGCUGUAGAUCACAUCUGCUGUUCUGGAUUGGUGUCUACAGCAAAAUCGAUGCAUCCUUUUAAAGUAUUGAACCAUAGCUAUCAGUGCAUCAGUUAAUUAUCCUGCCUGCGAGCAAAGAUGUAAUUUUUACCCUCCUUACAGAUCUUUGAUUGCCCUCGGCUGAAGUUUUCAGAGAUCCCUCAACGCCUCACCAACCUCCUUUUACCCCCUGACCCCAUCGUCAUCAACCACGUCAUCAGGUAGGUUCCUCUUCACUGAUACAAAUCUUAUGUCGGAUGGAGUAGGAGCUGAAGAAACAGCCCCGUUGUUACUGUUUCUACUUGAAAUAUUCACAAUAAAUAACAAUAAAUGUAAAUGUAAAAUGUAUAUGUUCUUUAUUUAUACAGCCCUUUACAACAAUCCUUUCGGUGAAACAAACUGCUUUACAAUACAUGGUAAAAAUGAAUAAAUAAAUAAAAGAAACAAUGCGAUAAAAUAAAGUGUCACCAUGCAACUGGGUAUUAAAAGCCAGCAUAAAUAAAUACAUUUUCAAUCGAGAUUUAAAAAGGCCCAGGUCGGAUAUAAGUCUCAUUUCGGUAAUACAUUUGGCUGACACUACUUUGGCACAAGAUUAGCAAAGACUGCUUUGUCCACAGGGGGCGCCAAAUUGAGACAAGCUGAAAGUUCCUAACAGGAGCUCUAAUAUUAAGGCUCCUGUGAGAAAUAAAUAAAGAAUAAAGAGAUAAAUAAGAAUUGUUUUGUGUCUCUCGGCGAGACAAUUAAAUCUGCCAAUUUUAGCCCAUUUGAGACUAAUCGGUAAUCGGCCAAAACUCGCCGAUUUUCGCCGAUUUUUUCAGAAAUGAAAUGCGGAGAAUAAGAUUCUGUUUCACUUGAAACUUAAUUUGAAACGUUCCCCGACUUAUCCUGUAGAUGGCGCAGCAACCUCAUGACAAUCUUCAUCCACUAACUAGCUCGCUUUUCUGGUCUGAGUUUGAUCAGUCGGUCUUCCUGUGGGCGUGAAGAGCAGUAGCCUACAGUAUAUCUACAGUAUAUAGUAUACUGUAGAUAUAUACAGUCCAUAUCGGUCGGGCCCUACUGAGUAUAUACACCAACCCUUGAAGACUAGCGAAGGCUCGUCAUCAAGUCAUAACUCAUUUUCUUGCUUGUGUAUUUUUGGUCCUUCAGUGUGGAUCCAAACGAUCAGAAGAAAACAGCGUGCUACGACAUCGACGUGGAGGUGGAGGACCCCCUGAAGAGCCAGAUGAGCAGCUUCCUCCUCUCCACCGCCAACCAGCAAGAAAUCGCCUCGCUGGACAACAAGGUGAGAUCACAACAACAUCGCAGAUGACGCUGAUUCAACCCGACUACUUUAACUUUCGAACUGUAAAUCACGCUGAGGCGAUAAGAAAGCCUUGUUUGAUUUUAACAAGAAAUGUUGUUUAAGACGCAGUUUGGUUGUUGUGGAUUUCACACCUUGCUGUUCUGUUUGUUUGGGAUAAAAAUUUAUUCAGUGUAGGCAUUAGGAGUUUUAAACAGACAUUUUUGUGAAGAAGAGGUUACCGUGGGUGAGCAGGAUGAAAAAGCUGUUGCAAAAACACGUGUCCUGCUGCUUUAAUUAAUUGAGUAUACACUGAUUUCUUGAUUAUUUCUUGGACAUUUUAUACUCAUUUUAUAUUUGCAUGAUCUGUUUCAGUACGUUUUAGUCAUUUAUCAUAUAAUAUUUGAGGGUUAGAUAGGCACAACUCUCUCCUAAGCCCUCUCCAUGCUAGCUAAAGGCACAAUCUUGAUGUCUCAGAGGUUUGAUGGUUGGACCAUGUCGUACCACCACUGUGCCAGUAUCUGAGGUAGGAACAGAUUUGUUACAGAGGCCAGACAGGAUCACUGCGACAGUGUGUGUUUGUAAACAUGAGCCCCCCACUAUGUGUUCACCUUGUGCUUCGAUGUGAAAUGAUGCACCGGGACACCAAUAUUACACAGGAUCACUAUGGAAGCGGGAUGAUGGCAAAGCUGCAUUAUAGCGCUGUCGCAGACUUGUAUUAUGAAAAGAACUAAAGAGAAAAAAAACAGCGUCAGAUCCUCUCAUAUUCUGUAAAGUAAGCUGCGUAUCCAUGAAAACCUUUAUAUAUUUACAUCCAUUGAUUUAUAAAUCUCUGGGGAGCUGUUUUUUUUAUUCGUCUGCAUGAUUGUUCAGCUGUGAGAUUCCUGCUUUUUUCCUCGGUCCGCAUUAUGUCCUGUUCUCUCUUUUUCAGAUCCAUGAGACCAUAGAGUCCAUCAACCAGCUGAAGAUCCAGAGGGACUUCAUGCUCAGUUUCUCCAGAGAUCCCAAAGGCUACAUCCAGGACUGGCUCAAAUCCCAGAGCCGAGACCUCAAGGUUCUUCACUUCUAUUAAUAUACGAACACACACACACACUCUCACGUAGCUGCUUUAUUUCUAUUGUGCUCUUCAAGGUGGAGCUAGAAAAUCAAACUCUAAAGAUCCUCCAUCUGUGUAACUUCUUAAAAGCUAGUAGAGGUGCAUUAAUUUUGAGUAGAGUCAGGAAACCAACAUGUACAUUCAAAUCAGGCUUUUCAGGAGUUAUCAAGUGCAGCUAGUGACCCCUAGUGGCUGAAAAUGUCUGUUCAAGCUGAAAUUUAUAAAUAUUACAUUUAGACAUGAGUGAACUGAUUUUAAUGAUAGACUCAACUUUUGGUAAACAGUGUCAGUUGUGCAUCUGAAGCAGAUAUUAGACCGGUCCCUAAAGACUGGAGCUAAAUCUUGUGAAGACUGCGCAGGUAUAAUAGAAAGAUUACCACAUCUGUUCAAAGGAGAAUGUUGUGACUUAAUUUCACCUGCCUAAAUUAUCCAAAGAACCACUGAGGUGUAAGAUAGCCAGUAGUACAGUUGACGCAUCUUCCAUGUCUAUUGUUUCCCACGUGUAAAUGAAACAGUUUGUACAAGUGACAUUUUCCCAGUUUAUUCUUAUUUUGUCAAAGAAACCAAAUGAAAAAUAAAGACAAAGCAAAUUCCAACAAUUGUCAUUUUUUCCUUACUGAACUUUAUUUUCAUUGGUUGCAGUUAAUGACGGACGUCGUGGGGAACCCUGAAGAGGAGAGGAGGGCCGCAUUUUACCACCAGCCUUGGUCCCAGGAGGCUGUCAGCCGCUAUUUCUACUGCAAGGUGAGAGGGAAAAAAAACCCUGUCUAAUUAUCUUUACCCUCACCUUAAGUGAACCCUCGAGCUUUAAUGAUGUUCAAUCAUUUUUUUUCUUCUUUCUACUUCUUCUCUUCCCACAGAUCCAGCAGAGGAGACAGGAGCUGGAACAGGCCUUAGCUGUCCGUAACACCUAAAUCAAGGCCUCCCUAAAACUCCACAAUUCAAAGCUGAGUGUUUGUUUUUGGAUGUGUGUGAGGCCUUCGCUGUUACACCUCUAAAAGGAUGGCUGUUAAAAAAGUAACAUUAAUCUUUCAGAGGUUUCUCAGUGUUCGGAAAAUAGAGGAUUUCAUCGCGAUUGCAGCCACAUCUAUGUAUGUUCGGAAGCUGGAUCUUGAUGCACAUUUGUUCCGUUUUUUUGUUUGUUUUUUUUGUGCAGGACAUCUUCAGAAAAACUCAUUAACAGCAUGUAUUAAAUGCACUAAGACCACAAGCAUCCUCAGAACAAAAAACUCUCUCUCUCCAUCGCCUCUCUGUUUUUGUAAAUACAUCACGGAUUCAUGUCAAGAUGAACUCUGAGCCAGCCGCUCACUCACACACACUGCUGUUUUAGCGAGAUCUGCUACUGCGCCGGAUUGAACUGUACAUGAUGAAACCUGACGUCAAGGUCCAUCAACACAGUACUCUGGAGGAGUCUGCAUUUUUUAUGUUUUCGACUGUUUUUUUUUUUGUGUGUUUUUUUGGGGGGGUUAGGUGUGAUCAAGUAUUAGUGUGUUUUCAUUUAUUCUCAGAUUGAUUAAUUACACCAGCAAAGUCCAGAUUAAGUGGGACACAUUAGAUUAAAGGAAAAGAUAUGAAUUAAAUUCAUUUGCAGUUUUGAUCUUUGAGUGGAUCUAAUUUAUGUUGCAUUCGCUAGUAAACAGUCUGCAUCAGUAUUAGUGACAUUAACCAAAAUAUUAUCUUAUUAACAGCAUCAUGUCUGUUUAUAGUGUUAAAUUAAAGAUAAAUCAGUAUUGAUAAAAAAAUAAUAAUAACACUGAUAAUAGCUUUUUCUUCCCUCUAUCAUAGCAACAUGAAAAUAAGCCUAUGAUACAUGUUGGAACUUGUUUGUGUGUACUAUUUUGCCAGCUAAUGUCUUGAAGGUGUUACCAAAGGUCGCAACAAGAAAAAGAGAACAUGAUCACUGAAAUGCAGAAGAGACGGGCAAAAUAAUCCUCAUUUGGGUUUGGAGGAAAGUGCAAAAGAAUCCUUGUUCAAAUCCAAACCAUACUCUUCAUGGCAAAUUAGGCCUGAAGUUUUUGUAAACAAACUUCAAACCUGCUGUUGAAUCGUUCCCUCAAGCCCAGGUGUGGAGAUUUUUGUCCAUUUCUACUCUUUUUAUGUUACAUGAAGAAGAAAAAUGCAGUUUUUUUUUUUCUAGAGAUGUGAAUGUAAAUACGUUUUUUUCCCCCUUUUAGAGGGCCAACUGUACAGUAUACGACAGACUAUCUGUGUGUUUGUUUUGGGGGUGUAUGGGUCGGGUGGGAGGGGGGUGUGUGAGUAACACGGUGCGGUAUGGGAGCUCCAUGCGUUUUGCAUUAGUAGGGCAGGAAUGUUAGCAUUCCUCUGUGUGCUAUCUCGGGUCGGGUUGGUUUAUUUUAGGUCCAUCCCGUAGCUAUCGUGGGAGCUGGAUGCUGCAACAAAGAAAAGAUUUUCAAUCUCAGUAGCUGUAACACAUCAAAUAAUCUGCAUCCAUCUUUUUAGUGAGCUGUAUGUAUAUGUUGUAAUGUCAGAUGGAGGAUUUUUUUAUUUCAACAGGCAGAUUUUGGGUUUUCUUUGAACUGUGCUGUAGUUCUUUGUUGGGAUUAUCUUUGUUUUGAUUGGGUGAGACCCUCUUUACUAUCCCAGCAUACACAGAAAGUGAUUGGAUGAUUUCACGAUGACCUAUGCAUGCUCCAUGGACAGUGAUUACUACAUCUAAAGAGACAGUGUGUGUACAUAUACAAAAAGCAGGCAUAUUUGUCUCUGUGACGAGCAAAAGACUCAUCGAGAUGCCUUCUGGAAACUUUUUUGCCAAAAAUGAUAUGCCCUACCAGCAACUAACUGUAGGUGUGAUUUUUCUGAACUGUGUUUUUUGUUACUAAGUUAAAUUAACUGCACUCAUUAGAGGAGAAACAGUAGUCAUUGGUAGUAUCUUUAGUCCUGUGUCGGACCUGGAGGGGUGUGUCUUUGUAUGGCCGGGGCAUUCAUGUUGUUGUCACUGAUUCUCUAGCACCCUCUUGCGGUGGAAACUAGAAGCUGCAUCUUCUGGCUGACCUCGAGCUGAGAGGACCAGAAAAAUCGGAGAAAUGUAAACAGACUACUGCAUCUCCUGUUGCUAAACCUUGACAUAUACUGUUGACAUGUUUGUCCCACUUCCUGCAUGUGUUUGUGAAGAGUGGGAGCCGCUCUUUCUCUCUGUUUACACUGUCACCGGAGUGUCACCAACGGGGAGAAGAUGAUGGUACUCAUGAUACUGUACAUCUGUAAAGAGCAGACUUGAUUGGUGAUCACACUCUACAAGAAAAGAUGAAAAAAGGGAAAACAGCUGUGACAUUACAAGACAGCCUGGAUGUAAAUAAAGAAGCGCUUGCCAAAGUUUGUAAAUGCCAUGAUAUCUAAGGUGUCUUUCUUUCACCUUUUUGUGGAUUUCAAUUUAGAGGUAAUUGUCCCUGAAGGUCACAUUAAGAUGUUUAUAAAAUAGACUGAAAAAAAAAUUGAUGCCUUUUCAAUUGAUACCUAACUUCGUCAACAGUACAUAAAGGGUGCUAGCCACAGACCUAGUCAUCAAAUAUCUUUUUAGCUUUGCCUGAUUUCUUUAGCAAAGAGACUAAACACAACUCACCUACUCUCUUCUAGCAGCCGCUUGUUUGUAGCGAGACCUCGGGCCAGUCCAUUACGGACAGCUGCGGGGUGACGCAGCUCAAGGAAGAACAUUUAUGAGGUAGAUUUUUCUUGUAACACUGGAAAAAGUUUGAGGAACUUACUGCUGUUAACUUUGAAUGGGCAGAUCUUUAGUAACUCUUUAUUUGGCAUUUCUGGUAGUCAGGUGUUUCUCCCUUGUCAUCAUGUGCUGUUGCACUAAUGUGUGUUUUUGUGUUUGAACCAAAGGAGACCAUACACUCAAA